GUUGAGAACUCAUCAGAGAGGUCCGGAAGAAGUGGUAACAAAACUAGCAACAAACAUUCUGUGGGACAUGGCUUUUAAUUAUUUUAAAGUUGAUGUUAUAGAAGUGUUGCCUAUGUAUUUUAUCAAGAGAAAAUUAGAUGCAACCUUCGAAAGUGGUAUCAAACCCAGUGACCAUACCUCAACCAAUAUUCAUAAACAUCAGAUUUGAGAGCUGCAACGCAGGGGGACAACUGAGGGGAAGACUGCAGACUUGCACAUGUAAGUUUCUUACACAGACUGUAAUGUAGAUAUUGACAACUUUUUACAAUGUUUCACUGGAGAUGAUGAUUGUGAAGGAUGAUGGUGGUUGUUAAAAUUUUUAUACAAUUAUCGGAUUAUAUCAAUGCAUUAUUUUUUCCAGACAAAAUACCUUUUGUACUGAAUUACCUCUAAUUUCUUUGGACUUGACACUGACAGCAAAGAGGGCAGUCCGAAUGUAGGGUAAACAAAAUGUUUUGUUCACGUAUGCUCCGGUCACCCCCUUUUAACGUAGGUCAAUUCAAAGUACAGUCUACAAUGGAACUUAGGUUAAUAUUAACCUGCUUUGGCAUAAUUCUAUAUUUUUGUUUUGUUGCCCUUUUAUCGUUCGUUGAGUUCAUGUUUUCAGUGGACUAUUGAGUUCAUGCACUUACCCAUCCUACAGUUAGCCCUGCAGCAGAAAGUGUCAGGACUGAGUUGACUUAAGGAAAUUGUAUAACCAAUAGAAAUGUCAUUAACAGGUUUGGGCAGUGCAGUCCAGGGACUGUUUCCUUGACGGGGCCUCUGUUUUGGAAUGAUUUAGGCCUGGUCUCUGCUAUAGCAGCUGGUUCUGAAAAGUUUAUCAGGCUGGUGACAAACUUCACAUGAUCAAGAUGGAAGGAAAAAAAAUCAGUGGGAUCUUUCUCGCAUAUGUCAAGUGAAACGUCUCACUGCUCUGCAGUUCUCAUGCUACUGUACACUGUCUCUUACAGUGCUACUUUUCAGCGCGUGUAUCGAUACAAUCUUUCUGAAGUACAUGUCAAGUUUCACUUUACCUAGGUUCUCAUAGAAUUGUAACAUGCUACUUUACUGUGUCCGACUCAUUGGGUGUGGUAGACCUAUGGCCCAUUUUCCUUGCAAAACUUUCUUGACAGCUUGUCUGUGUCAAUAAAUACAUUCCUAAAUAAACCUUUCGUCUCAGUCUACAUUGCUGGCCUCAUUCCCAGGUCAAGGUCGAUCUGCAACAUACGCAGUCUGAGUGAACUUAUCGUGGAGCUUUGCCCAUAGAAGGAUCAGUGACACUGUGCGAACACACAAGCGGCUCAAAUAUCCUCCCUCCUCAAUGUUUCCCAAGCCCUUGAAGCCUCCUGCGUGCCGUCUUUAAAUAGAUAAUCACUUCAUAUUUGUGGCUGAGGGCUGUGGGGGGGGACAACCUCUGAGUGUAACGGGUGUGAAAUGGCUAGCUAGUUAGCGUUGCGCGCUAAUAGCGUUUCAAUCGGUGACGUCACUCGACCUGAGACCUUGAAGUAGUUGUUUCCCUUGCCCUGCAAAGGCCGCGGCUUUUGUGAAGCGAUAGGUAACGAUGCUUCAUGGGAGGCAGUUGUUGAUGUGUUCAGAGGGACCCUGGUUCAAGGCUAGUUUGUGGCAUGGAGAGGGCCGGAAGCAAUAUUGUUACAUGAGCAAGGUGCUUUUCAGUCACACCAGGUCUCUACAAGUGAGUCAGCAAAACAAAGAGGCUUCUCUAAUGGGGCUCAGAAGAGAGGUGGUUAGGCAAUAGACAGAUAGAAAGGGUGCCCACCAAAGUUUGAUUUAAUUCAAAGAGUAAUCUGAAAUUCAUGAAUUGAUAAUGGCCCAUUAUUUGCUAUGAGGACUUUUCAACUAAAGUGCUUGAAAUUACUGCACUCAAACUUGUUGUUAGGCUAUUCUGAUUUUUUAAGUGUCUCUCCAAAUACCCUAAUUCAACUCCAAUCCAGGUUCCUCACAGAAAGGGCCAGUUCGAACACUUUUACAUGUGAACUAACUUUUGUGUUUGCCUUUUCCCCUCUACAGAAGGGCAGCCAUGUUCCCUGAUGCCCUGGAGGCAGUUGGCCGGGUGGAGGGCUUGCCCCUGAAUCCCCCCGCAACCCCAAACUUACCCGACCCCGAUGAAGAGGAAGGCCAGAGGGAGGUGGUGCCGUGGACCAGUCCCAGGCGGAGGGCUGGCCGCUACCGCCACAGCCUGCAGAUACUGAAGCCCUUCAGGAUAACGCACAAGUAAGUACCCUAUUUUUAGGCCAGGGGUUCCCAAACUUUUUUGGCCCACGACCCCUUUUGAUAACACCGUACAACUGGCGACCGAAGUCAGCGUGCAUGCGCCCGGCCUGCCACAAGGAGUCGCUAGAGCGCGAUGGGACAAGGACAUCCCGGCUGGCCAAACCCUCCCCUAACCCGGACCAGUUCCCAGUUGUUUUGAACGCGACAUUAAUGCUCAGAGGGAGACAGCAGGCUAUUCCUUUUGAGUCAGGAACCAGCAGUUCAAUUUCACUUACCGGCAUCGCAACUGAGCCAGAAUCACAGUCAAACGGAUUGGGAAGUAGGUCCCAAAGUGCUCUUCCAAGCAUUGGAGGUGAGCAGUCAUCCCUCGUGUGGGACACUUACUGAUGCUGUUUUCUGUUAGGAAACAUGCACAGCCGAGGGAAGAGGGCAUGGUUCACUUUUGAAAGACUCUCUCUCUAAUAAGAAUUCUUUCCUCUGAAUCCACUGAUUCGGUCACUCAUCUAUAGAAUUUCCCCUGCAUGCUUGCGUUCAGUUCGUUCAGUUUCCCAAAUAUGUCUGUUACAUAGGCAAGAAGACACAUUUUAGGAAAGGAGGCACAACAGUUCCUCUCUCAAUGCGAAAAAUAUUUCCAACACUCUCCCUCGAUAACCACUAAGGCUCAGUGUGAAAUAGAACAUUGUCAUGCUCUGAUCCCAUAUCUCCACAUAGCUUUGCGAACAGGUGUGCACGCAGUGGAUGUGUUUUUUUGUAGUUUACAAUCGAAGUUACCUGCUGCAGUAUAUAGUAUCUCAGAGUUCAUUUGCUCAACUCUUUUGCCGCAAGUUGCUUUCAGUGUAUCAUACAAUGCGUCCAUAUGGCAGAGGGAGACACAUUCAUAACUAGAGUGCAGAGGCCUGCCCGCCGUCCAGCCAUAUAUGGAGCCCCAUCUGUACAAAAGCCCACCAUUCGAUCCCAUUGAAUCUGUUUUUCCUCACCAUGCAGCACACUGAACAUCCCCGUGCCGUUUCAUGCUUGGGAAUCGUGAGACAGAACAAUAUGUCCUCAUGAAUAGCAUCCCCAGACAUAUAGCAAACAAAAGUAAAUGCAUGGGCAUCUCGGCCCUCACAGCUAACAUCCAUUUGGAGAGCAUAAGCUGGGGAGUUUGAGUUGUUCAGUCAGUUUCCUUUUGAUUGCUAGCAAUAGCAUAAAUUAUUUGUUAAACAGUGUUAUCUGACAAAGGUAUUGAUGUGAGUUUAUGUGCCUCUGCCUCCCCACACAUUGUUUUCAUCAUAUCAAUUGCGGAUGGUAAUAUCAAAGUCUCUGCAAUAGUGUGUGGUUUCAUAGCGUAGCGGGUCUAGCCAUUCACCGUGGGAAUGAUUCAAGUGCAACGGUCAAGUGCUGCCUUUUCCCAUGAUGUAAGGGAGCUCUCUGGUUAAAUUUAAUCUUUUAGAUUUGAAUCAUUUUCAUUUAGAUUUUUAAGGUUAACCACAUUACAAUGAUUUUGAUAUCCAAAGAUGAUAUUAUAAUCUAUAUUUAUUUUUGUAUAUAUAUAUUUUUCAGGAUUUUGGAAAAUCUCCCGUGACCCCAUUUUAAUAUUUACAUUUACAUUUACGUCAUUUAAUAUCAGCCGACCACUCAUGGGGUCGCGACCCCUAGUUUGGGAACCGCUGUUUUAGGGCGUUUACUAAUUGGAAAUCCUGCAAUGUCGACACUGGAGACAGUGUGCCCUGCUGAGUUGUGAGUGUAUAGGGUCAAUGGCUGCAUCCCAAACGGCACCCUAUUUUCUUCAUAGUGCAGUACUUUUGACCAGAGUCCUAUAGGCCCCUGGUCAAAAGAAGUGCACUAUGAAGGGAAUAGGGUGCUGUUUGGGACUCAACUAUAGUCUUCCUGUUUCGAGCGAGAGAGCAGCAGGAGGCCAUCAUAAGGGAAUUGACUUAUCCCCCGCUAACAGAGGGCUCUGUGUUUGAAUGCACACUGACUGAUAAACUGUCCCUGAACUUUUUUCACAGCUCCCCAAGAUUUCUAUGAAGUGCCUGCAAACUGCUGUUCAAACAACGGUGGUUCAUGAUUCAUCUUUCCCCGGUCAAAGUGAAGGCUCAGGGGCUCUUUUCUUUUCUUUUCUCAGGGGCCAGUGUGUUCUCUCUCUCUCUCUCUCUCACUCGCUCGCUCGCUCUCUCUCUCUCUCUCGCUCUCUCUCUCGCUCUCUCUCUCUUGCUCGCUCUCUCUCUCUUGCUCGCUCUCUCUCUCUCUUGCUCGCUCUCUCUCUCUUGCUCGCUCUCUCUCUCUUGCUCGCUCUCUCUCGCUCUCUCUCUCUUGCUUGCUCUCUCUUGCUCUCUCUCUCUUUCUCUUUCUCUCUCUCGCUCUCUCUCUCCACCUAGAACCCAGAUGAUGCCUAGAUUUUCACUCAGUCCGUUCUAUUCUGCUCCUGUCUUUCUCUCAGGCACCAGCACCCAGUCGACAACGCUGGCCUCUUCUCCUUCAUGACUCUGCACUGGCUCACCCCACUCGCACAGAGGGCCCACAAGACAUCCAGCCUCUCCAUAGAUGAUGUAUGGGGCCUAUCCUGCCACGAGGCCUCUGAAUUCAACUGCCAGAGGUGAGGCUAUUGUCAAACAUCAAUCCCCAAGCACCCUACGGUCCAUUGACUCUCCAUAGGCUCAACAGGGUUAUUGUUUUUGUAUCUUAUCAACCCAAUGUUUUCCCCUUCAACAAACAUUUGAGGAAUCACUUUUCCUGCCCCUGUGCGAGUUAAACCAAAAACCAGAAGUGCAGCCAAGGUUUACCAGCCAGGUGCAUUGUGGGUAAUCUCAGAGUGGACCUCCACAGAGGUUGAUUGCCUGAUUGAUGAACAACCGUCUCCUUGUCUCUUCCAGGAGAGAUAUGGCGGUAGGGAGGUGGUAUUAAUAGCCUAGGAUUAGAGAUUAGGCUGUUAGAGCCUCGCUCAAUCUUGCCUACAGAGAGAACGGUUAUGUCAUUAACCCUCAUCCUCGCCUCAGUGCGGCUGCCAAAACAGCAUCUCAAGCAAUCCUUUGUGUCUUGUGUCCUCACCCUUAUGGAGGUGAAUCUGUCAUUCAUGAAUGAAUUAAUGAACAAAAGAAGGACAUGUUAAAUGGUGGAGCAUUUGUGACUCAAAUCUUUCAUGACUUCCACAUUUUGAUCAAAAGCAGAAAUUCAUGUCAGCUAGGCCUAUAACAUGCUAUAGGGGACUACAGGGGUGAGAGGCAUGAGAAGAGCUCACAGUAUGUCCCUGGCCUGGGGCCAAACGUGGCCCUGAAAACGGACACAAUGAAAUGCUUGUGCCAUGUCUGAGAGAAAGAGUGGAGGGUUUAACUUUGUGUUUACAUGGCUAGAACAGUUAUGCAACACAACUCCCAAAGAGAGGGGGAUGGGAGAGGAGCCAGAGAGCCCCCUGGGAAAGUUGACACUUGAGUGCCAAAAGAAGGUGCUAUUCAUGAAACGCUAGCAGACUAGACCCUAGCUGCAUUCAGUCACCGCAUUUGUUUUCUUAGGCACGUUUUUUCUUAGGCUAGCCGGUACAAAGUGUGGCUAUUAGGCUGACAUUUUGCAGCACCAAAUUUUUAUUGUAUUACUUUGAGUAUUAUUAAGACAAGUUAAAGGUGAUUUUAUAGUUGCUUUACAGUGGGGGAAAAAAGUAUUUAGUCAGCCACCAAUUGUGCAAGUUCUCCCACUUAAAAAGAUGAGAGAGGCCUGUAAUUUUCAUCAUAGGUACACGUCAACUAUGACAGACAAAAUGAGGAAAAAAAAUCCAGAAAAACACAUUGUAGGAUUUUUUAUGAAUUUAUUUGCAAAUUAUUGUGGAAAAUAAGUAUUUGGUCACCUACAAACAAGCAAGAUUUCUGGCUCUCACAGACCUGUAACUUCUUCUUUAAGAGGCUCCUCUGUCCUCCACUCGUUACCUGUAUUAAUGGCACCUGUUUGAACUUGUUAUCAGUAUAAAAGACACCUGUCCACAACCACAAACAGUCACACUCCAAACUCCACUAUGGCCAAGACCAAAGAGCUGUCAAAGGACACCAGAAACAAAAUUGUAGACCUGCACCAGGCUGGGAAGACUGAAUCUGCAAUAGGUAAUUAGCUUGGUUUGAAGAAAUCAACUCUGGGAGCAUUUAUUAGGAAAUGGAAGACAUACAAGACCACUGAUAAUCUCCCUCGAUCUGGGGCUCCAUGCAAGAUCUCACCCCGUGGGGUCAAAAUGAUCACAAGAAUGGUGAGCAAAAAUCCCAGAACCACACGGGGGGACCUAGUGAAUGACCUGCAGAGAGCUGGGACCAAAGUAACAAAGCCUACCAUCAGUAAAACACUACGCCGCCAGGGACUCAAAUCGUGCAGUGCCAGACGUGUCCCCCUGCUUAAGCCAGUACAUGUCCAGGCCCGUCUGAAGUUUGCUAGAGUGCAUUUGAAUGAUCCAGAAGAGGAUUGGGAGAAUGUCAUAUGGUCAGAUGAAACCAAAAUAGAACGUUUUGGUAAAAACUCAACUCGUCGUGUUUGGAGGACAAAGAAUGCUGAGUUGCAUCCAAAGAACACCAUACCUACUGUGAAGCAUGGGGGUGGAAACAUCAUGCUUUGGGGCUGUUUUUCUGCAAAGGGACCAGGACGACUGAUCCGUGUAAAGGAAAGAAUGAAUGGGGCAAUGUAUCGUGAGAUUUUGAGUGAAAACCUCCUUCCAUCAGCAAGGGCAUUGAAGAUGAAACGUGGCUGGGUCUUUCAGCAUGACAAUGAUCCCAAACACACCGCCCGGGCAACGAAGGAGUGGCUUCGUAAGAAGCAUUUCAAGGUCCUGGAGUGGCCUAGCCAGUCUCCAGAUCUCAACCCCAUAGAAAAUCUUUGAAGGGAGUUGAAAGUCCGUGUUGCCCAGCGACAGCCCCAAAACAUCACUGCUCUAGAGGAGAUCUGCAUGGAGGAAUGGGCCAAAAUACCAGCAACAGUGUGUGAAAACCUUGUGAAGACUUACAGAAAACGUUUGACCUGUGUCAUUGCCAACAAAGGGUAUAUAACAAAGUAUUGAGAAACUUUUGUUAUUGACCAAAUACAUAUUUUCCACCAUAAUUUGCAAAUAAAUUCAUAAAAAAUCCUACAAUGUGAUUUUCUGGAUUUUUUUCCCUCAUUUUGUCUGUCAUAGUUGACGUGUACCUAUGAUGCAAAUUACAGGCCUCUCUCAUCUUUUUAAGUGGGAGAACUUGCACAAUUGGUGGCUGACUAAAUACUUUUUUUCCCCACUGUAUGUGCAAUUACACUCUAUAGUGCACUACAACUAGACUCUUUUCAACAUUACAGACAGUGGACGGGAUUUAAUUUAAUGUAGACUCAAUCCUUUGGGGCUUUUUACAGGCUUGAUAGGCUUCUCUCUAAGUUAAACUGCUUGGUGUAUCGCCCAUUGAUAUCAGUUCAAACCAAGAACUCCAAAGGAUAUAUAUUUACACUAAGCUUUGAAUGUUUCAUUUCCUGCAAACCUCUCUCUGCAUAGAUGGCUUAGUGUAGCUAUUGUGCUAAUUGUAAUUUCUCACUCAGCUCCGAUGUAAAUGUGAAUUAAAGUAGUAAUUAACUGCCGCGGGAGAAUGUGCUCGGGUUAGUGCACUUUAUAUCUCUGUAACGUUUUUAAUAAAUCCAUUAACACAUCAAUUAGAUGUGGCAGCUGCUCUAUCCCUCUCUUUUUCCAGCCAUUAGGAAUGAUCCAUUUUGUCAAAAAGGCAUUUUUCCCUCUUUAUGGGGAAAAUAGUGCAUUAACACAUAUUUAACAUGUUUGCGUGUAUUGCUCACGUGACAAUUAUCCUACGUGCCAUCCAUUCUCAACUCCCAAUGGGCUCGUUGGCCGUUGCUGUGAUUAAGCUGACCCACAAUGUUAAAUUAGUCCAUUUAGUGUAAAAUACUGGUAUGAAAUAUGCAUUUUUCCAAGAUAGUAAUUUUGUCCUCAAAAAAAAAAAAAUGUCAUCACCAUUAGCUGAUCUAUGACCUUCAUCUGUCUGCAUAGUGCGUACUAAUUUGGAAAGAUGUACACAGGUACAGUGCAUUCAGAAAGUAUUCAGACCCCUUGACUUUUUCCACAUUUUGUUACGUCACAGCCUUAUUCAUACAUCCGGCCCUUCAUUGGACACUGUUAACAAACCUCCAAACGAGCUUCAAUGCCAUACAACACUCCUUCCGUAGCCUCCAACUGCUCUUAAAUAAUAAUAAUAAUAUGCCAUUUAGCAGACGCUUUUAUCCAAAGCGACUUACAGUCAUGCGUGCAUACAUUUUUGUGUAUGGGUGGUCCCGGGGAUCGAACCCACUACCUUGGCGUUACAAGCGCCGUGCUCUACCAGCUGAGCUACAGAGGACCACAACACUAGUAAAACUAAAUGCAUGCUCUUCAAACGAACGCUGCUGGCACCCGCCCACCCGACUAGAAUCUCUACUCUCGACGGGUCUGACCUAGAGUAUGUGGACAACUACAAAUACCUAGGUGUCUGGUUAGACUGUAAACUCUCCUUACAGACUCACAUUAAGAAUCUCCAAUCCAAAGUUAAAUCUAGAAUCUGCUUCCUAUUUCGCAACAAAGCCUCCUUCACUCAUGCUGCCAAACAUGCCCUUGUAAAACUGACUAUCCUACCGAUCCUCGACUUCGGCGAUGUCAUUUACAAAAUAGCCUCCAACACUCUACUCAGCAAAUUGGAUGUAGUCUAUCACAGUGCCAUCCAUUUUGUCUCCAAAGCCCCAUACACUACCCACCACUGUGACCUGUACGCUCUUGUUGGCUGGUCCUCACUACAUGUUCGUCGCCAAACCCACUGGCUCCAGGCCAUCUAUAAAUCACUGCUAGGCAAAUCCCCGCCUUACCUUAGCUCAUUGGUCACCUUAGCAACACCCACCCGUAGUAUGCGCUCCAGCAGGUAUAUCUCACUGGUCAUCCCCAAAGCCAACACCUCCUUUGGCCGCCAUUCCUUCCAGUUCUCUGCUGCCAAUGACUGGAACGAAUUGCAAAAAUCUCUGAAGCUGGAGACUCUUAUCUCCCUCACUAACUUUAAGCAUCAGUUAUCAGAGCACCUUACCGAUCACUGCACCUGUACACAGCCCAUCUGAAAUUAGGCCACCCAACUACCUCAUCCCUAUAUUGUUAUUUAUUUUGCUCAUUUGCACCCCAGUAUCUCUAUUUGCACAUCAUCUCUUGCACAUCUGUCAUUCCAGUGUUAAUACUAAUUGUAAUUAUUUUGCACUAUAGCCUAUUUAUUGCCUUACCUCCAUAACUUGCUACAUUUGCACACACUGUAUAUAUAUUUUCUGUUCAAAUAUUUUUUAUUGAACACACACAAGAAUGGUGUAUAGGUAUGAAAGACAUGUGUACAGUUCUUAUCUAAACAUAAGAGAACAGACAUGAACAACAAGACCCAGAGUUCUGGACAUAAAACAAAUAUUACAAAACACGACAUACAGAACAGGGACAGGUAGAAAGAAAAAGGGUAGAUGUAACCCCCCCACUUAUACCCCCCUUUAUCCCCCCCCCCCCCCUAUUCCACCCUAUUCCCCUCCCGACUGCUCGAGUGUCGGGGCCAGCACACGCUGCCCAAAGGUGUAUAUAAAUAUGACAAUUGAGAGUGCGUUAAAAAGUACAAAUUCACAGCACCGACUGGUCCAGGUAAGAGAGGAAAGGCUGCCAGAUUUGAUCAAAUGUUGAUAAUUUAUUGUUCAGAAUAUAUCUAAUUCUUUCUAAGUGUACAGUUUUUGCCACUUCGCUGAGCCAUAAUUUGGUAGAGGGCGCUUCCCUCCUUUUCCAAAACAACAAGAUUAAUUUUUUUGCCGAGAUGAGACUGUAAGAGAUUAGUUGUUUUUGGGAGUUGGUUAAUCCGUUUAGGGAGUCGGACACUCCCAGGAUUAUCAGAAGCGGGUCUGGGUCUAUUGAAGUCUCCAGAACUUCAGAGAGGACCCCAAAUAUUCCGCACCAAUAACCAUACAGACUAGAGCAUAGGGCAAAGCAGUGGAGUAGUGUACCCUGCUCAGCCUGACAUUUAUCACACAUAGGGGAUGUAUCAGGAAAUAUCCUAUGCAGUUUAGUUUUGGAAUAGUGUAAUCUGUGUAGUACCUUAAAUUGUAUGAGACGAUGUCUGGAGUUAAUGGAGCAGGUGUGGAUAUACUCCAAGCUAUCCUCCCAGUCUGCCACCGAAAUAUCAGUCCCUAGUUCUUCCUCCCAUUUUGCCUUAAUGGCAUCUGUAGAGGGUGCGCUAACAGAUUGAAAAGCGUCAUAUAGACGAGAUAUCAGUUUGUCUGAGGUGGGGCAUAUUUUUAUGCAUCCGUCAAACAUGGAAGGUUUAGCAUUCUCAAAUGUUGGGAGGUGUUUUCUAACAUAGUCUCUAAUUUGUAGGUAUCUGAAAAAGUUACUUCUGGGAAGGUUAUAAGUUUCCCUCAGCGCUUCAAAGGAAGCAAAGGUCCCUCCUAUAUAUAAAUCCCCUAUGGUACUUAUCCCCAACUCUCCCCAUCGCUCAAAGGUGUUAUCAAGGUUAGAGGGGGCAAAGGAGGGAUUCCUGGGAACAGGGAGCAUGAAUGAUAUUGGUCUAAGCUCAAAGUGGACUUUAAUUUGCUUCCAGAUUCGGACUGUGCUAUGUAUAAUAGGAUUGUUAUGGUAAAGUGACAUCUCCAGAUUAACAGGUGACAAAAUCACGGCACCAAUAGAGAAGGGGUGACACUCCUCCCGCUCCAUGCUAAGCCAGCUGGGUGGCGGGGUUGCGUCAUCCAGCAAAAACGUAACAGCGCGGAGGUUAGCGGCCCAAUAGUAAAAUAUAAAAUUUGGGAGAGACAAUCCUCCUUCCAUCUUGGAUUUACAUAGGUGUUUUUUACCUAUCCUGUGUGUUUUAUAAUCCCAGAUGAAAGGAUUGAUAAUAGAGUCCAGUUGUUUAUGAAAUGAUUUAGGUAUGAAUACUGGGAUGUUCUGGUAUAGGUAGAGCAGUUGUGGGAGGAAGACCAUUUUAAUGGCAUUAAUUCUUCCGAGCAGAGAAAUUGGGAGAGUUCUCCAAAACUGUAUGUUUGCCUUGAGAUUUUGCAUCAGAGAAGGGAAAUUCUCUUUAAAUAGUGAGGAGUAUUGUUUGGUAACUACAAUUCCAAGGUAGAUAAAUUUUUCAGAAGAUAACUUAACUGGAAGAUGUUCUAGCCAGGAGGUGUUUUGCAACCGUAUGGGCAUUAAUUCACUCUUGUUCCAAUUUAUUCUGUAUCCCGAGAAGGUACCAAACAAAUUAAUCACCUCAAGAAUAGCUGGAAUACUAGCUUGGGGUUCUGUUACAUAGAGGAGAAUAUCAUCUGCAUAUAGGGAAAUCUUAUUUAGAGUAUCUUUAGUAUUAUAGCCGUGUAUUGCUGAAUUAGAUCUGAUCGCUUGAGCGAGAGGUUCAAUAAUUAGGGCGAAGAGCAUAGGCGACAGCGCACACUGUAUAUAUAUUUUCUGUUGUAUUUUUGACUUUAUGUUUUGUUUUACCCCAUAUGUAACUCUGUGUUGUUGUUUUUAUCGCACUGCUUUGCUUUAUCUUGGCCAGGUCGCAGUUGUAAAUGAGAACUUGUUCUCAACUGGCUUACCUGGUUAAAUAAAGGUGAAAUAAAAAUAAAUAAAUAAAAUUCUAAAAUGGAUUAAAUAAAUAAAUAAAUCGUCAUCAAUCUACACACAAUACCCCAUAAUGACAAAGCGAAAACAGUAGAAUUUAACAAAUGAUGGGCAUUUUCAGGCGGCGUUAUAAUGCUUGUUCACACGCGCACAGUUUUACGAUGUGUCUGAUUUAUAACGGAAACAUGCAUAUGUAUGGCGUGGGCCAAGUUUAUAAAUUGCUAUAUUUUUGUGUGUGCGCAGUCUUUUCAGAAAUGGCGCAUGCAGAUAUUUAGUGUAAAAUUUAGGGCAACGGUUCUAAUUGAGGCCCAGGUGUUUUUGCCAUCCCUCGAAUAGGAAAAGGCAAGAACUGGGUGAAGGCUAAUCAGAUCCUAGAUCUGUGAUCAAGAGCAACUAUUGCCAUGGUCUCAAGUUUCUUCUGUCCAUCUUAACUCCCCCCUCUCUCUCUCUCCUCUCUCUCUCUCCCUCCUAUGGUCAGACUGGAGAACCUGUGGCAUGAUGAGCUGAAACAGAAUGGGAAAGACGGGGCAUCACUGUCUCGCGUAUUCUGGAAGUUCUGCCAGACCCGCAUGCUGGUUGCCAUCUGGUCUCUCCUCAUCACCAUGGUCACCGGCUUCGUGGGGCCUGUAAGUACACUCCAAAUCCCUCCUGCUUUCUUUCUGUCUUUGUUUUCUGCUGCAGCCCUCAUUCUGUCUGCAUACUGGCUCAGAGACUGGGGAUGCGUUCCACAUAAUGCCCUAUUCCCUAUGUAGUGCUCUACUUUUGACCAGGGCCUGUAGUGCACUCUACAGGGAAUAGAAUGCCAUUCGGGACAUACCCUAGCUCUAAGUUAGUGUAUAUAUAUUUCUUAAGCACUUUAUCCAAUUUCACGCUGGUCUGAAAAUUGAAAUGAAAACAUACCAGAAGAUUAGAAAGCUUUAGAUGGUGAAACCCAUAUUAAUCCUCCAGAUUAGCCACUGGUACCACAGUCGCUAUUUGUCCCAGAAAUAGGCUGUUCUUUUACAACUGCCACACUUUGGACUUCCAAUUCCCCCUCCUCCUACCUAAAGUACCCCAAAUUAGCCUUGAACAGCAGUGAAACAUGCUGAUAUUGCAGUACAAUGCGGGCGCUUAUUACAGCCAUAUUAAAUACAAUUUCAGAUGAAAGGCAAAGGUCGGAGUUCCCCAAUAUUAUUGAGUGGCUGUAUUGUUUCCAACACCUCUGGAUGUCCUGCUAGGGCUAUGUGUGGCAUGCUACUGUACGUGCUAGCAGCUUUCCUCAUUCCACUAAUUAUUAACUGGAUUUGCAAGUUACACAAUGACUCGUUUGACUCACAUUCCUGUCUGGGUGCCUUGGGAAAUUAUUCACACCUCUUGACUUUUUCCUCAUCAAUCUACACACAAUACCCUGUAAUGACGAAGCAAAAACAGGUUUUUGGAAUUUUUUGCUAAUUUAUUAAAAAUAAAAAACUGAAAUAUCCUAUUUACAUGUUUACAAGUACUUUGUUGAAGCACCUUUGGCAGCGAUUACAUCAUCAAUUCUUCUUGGGUAUGACACCACAAGCUUGGCACACCUGUAUUUGGGUAGUUUCUCUCAUUCUUCUCUGCAGAUCCUCUCAAGCUCUGUCAGGUUGGAUAGAUGUUCGAUCGGGUUCAAGUCCGGGCUCUGGCUGAACCACUCAAGGUAAUUCAGAGACUUGUCCUGAAGCCACUCCUGCGUUGUCUUGGCUGUGUGCUUAGGGUCGUUGUCCUGUUAGAAGGUGAACCUUUGCCCCAGUUUGAGGUCCUGAGCGCUCUGGAGCAGGUUUUCAUGAAGGAUCUCUCUGUACUUUGCUCCGUUCAUCUUUCCCUCGAUCCUGUCUAGUGUAUCAGUCCCUGCUGCUGAAAAACAUUCCCACAGCAUGAUGCUGCCACCACCAUGCUUCACCGUAGGGAUGGUGCCAGGUUUCUUCCAUACGUGAAGCUUGGCAUUCAGGCCAAAUAGUUCAAUCUUGGUUUCAUCAGACCAGACAAAAUUGUUUCUCAUGGCCUGAGAGUCUUUAGGUGCCUUUUGGCAAACUCCAAGCGGGCUGUCAUUUGCCUUUUACUAAGGAGUGGCUUCCGUCUGGCCACUCUACCAUAAAGGCCUGAUUGGUGGAGUGCUGCAGAGAUGGUUAUCUUUCUAGCAGGUUCUCCCAUCUCCACAGAGGAACUCUAGAGCUCUGUCAGAGUGACCAUCAUGUUCUUGGUCACCUCCCUGACCCAAGGCCCUUCUCCCCCGAUUGCUCAGUUUUGCCGGGCGGCCAGCUCUAGGAAGAGUUUUUGGUGGUUCCAAACAUCUUCCAUUUAAGAAUGAUGGAGGCACUGUUCUUGGGAACCUUCAAUGCUGCAGAAAUUUGUUGGUACCCUUCCCCAGAUCUGUGCCUCGACACAAUCCUGUCUCUGGGCUCUAUUGACCUUAUUGCUUGGUUUUUGCUCUGACAUGCACUGUCAACUGUGGGACCUUAUAAACUCAGCAAAUAAAUAAACGUCCCUUUUUCAGGACCCUCUUUCAAAGAUAAUUCGUAAAAAUCCAAAUAACUUCACAGAUCUUCAUUGUAAAGGGUUUAAAUACUGUUUCCCAUGCUUGUUCAAUGAACCAUAAACAAGUAAUGAACAUGCACCUGUGGAACGGCUUACAGACGGUAGGCAAUUAAGGUCACAGUUAUGAAAACUUAGGACACUAAAGAGUCCUUUCUACUGACUCUGAAAAACACCGAAAGAAAGAUGCCCAGGGUCCCUGCGUGAAUGUGCCUUAGGCAUGCUGCAAGGAGGCAUGAGGACUGCAGAUAUGGCCAGGGCAAUAAAUUGCAAUGUCCGUACUGUGAGACGCCUAAGACAGCGCUACAGGGAGACAGGACGGACAGCUGAUCGUCCUCGCAGUGGCAGACCACGUGUAACAACACCUGCACAGGAUUGGUAUAUCCGAACAUCACACCUGCGGGACAGGUACAGGAUGGCAACAACAACUGCCCGAGUUACACCAGGAACGCACAAUCCCUCCAUCAGUGCUCAGACUGUCCGCAAUAGGCUGAGAGAGGCUGGACUGAGGGCUUGUAGGCCUGUUGUAAGGCAGGUCCUCACCAGACAUCACCGGCAACAACGUUGCCUAUGGGCACAAACCCACCGUCGCUGGACCAGACAGGACUGGCAAAAAGUGCUCUUCACUGACAAGUCGCGGUUUUGUCUCACCAGAGGUGAUGGAUUCGCGUUUAUCGCCGAAGGAAUGAGCGUUACACCGAGGCCGGUACUCUGGAGUGGGAUUUAUUUGGAGUUGGAGGGUCCAUCAUGGUCUGGGGAGGUGUGUCACAGCAUCAUCGGACUGAGCUUGUUGUCAUUGCAGGCAAUCUCAACGCUGUGCGUUACAGGGAAGACAUCCUCCUUCCUCAUGUGGUACCCUUCCUGCAGGCUCAUCCUGACAUGACCCUCCAGCAUGACAAUGCCACCAGCCAUACUGCUCGUUCUGUAUGAGAUUUCCUGCAAGACAGGAAUGUCAGUGUUCUGCCAUGGCCAGCGAAGAGCCCGGAUCUCAAUCCCAUUGAGCACGUCUGGGACCUGUUGGAUCGGAGGGUGAGGGAUAGGGCCAUUCCCCCCAGAAAUGUCUGGGAACUUGCAGGUGCCUUGGUGGAAGAGUGGGGUAACAUCUCACAGCAAGAACUGGCAAAUCUGGUGCAGUCCAUGAGGAGGAGAUGCACUGCAGUACUUAAUGCAGCUGGUGGCCACACCAGAUACUGACUGUUACUUUUAAUUUUGACCCCCCCCCCCCCAAAGUUCAGGAACACAUUAUUCAAUUUCUGUUAGUCACAUGUCUGUGGAACUUGUUCAGUUUAUGUCUCAGUUGUUGAAUUUUGUUAUGUUCAUACAAAUAUUUACACAUGUUAAGUUUGCUGAAAAUAAACGCAGUUGACAGUGAGAGGAUGUUUCUUUUUUUGCUGAGUUUACAGACAGGUGUGUGCCUUUCCAAAUCAUGCCCAAUCAAUUGAAUUUACCACAGGUGGACUCAAAUCAAGUUGUAGAAACAUCUCAAGGAUGAUCAAUGGGAACAGGAUGCACCUGAGCUCAAUUUCGUGUCUCAUCGCAAAGGGUCUGAAUACCUAUGUAAAUAAGGUAUUUCUGUUUUUUAUUUUUAAUACAUUUGCAAAACUUUCUAAAAACCUGUUUUCGCUUUGUCAUUAUGGGGUAUUGUGUGUAGAUUGAUGAGAAUUGUUUUUAUUUAAUCCAUUUUAGAAUAAGGUUAAUGUAACAAAAUGUGGAAAAAGUCAAGGGGUAUGAAUGCACUGUUGAUCCAGUGUAGAUCCAUAUGGCUCAAUCCCAAAUGAAAGGGAAAGAUAGGCACCAUCUAAUGUCAUCAUUUAAGACUGUGCCUAUCUUUCAAAUUGUCCUUCCAAAGUCUCCAGUUCACUCUACGUCUGUGAUGUCCUCCUCAAUUUCCUUCUUGUAUUUCUCUAAUCUGGCUCAAAAUGUUCUCCCUUUCUGCUUACUCUUCUUUCCUCUCCUCCUUCCUCUCUCUCUCCUACUCUUCUUUCCUCUCCUCCUUCCUCUCCCUCUCCUACUCUUCUUUCCUCUCCUCCUUCCUCUCUCUCUCCUACUCUUCUUUCCUCUCCUCCUUCCUCUCCCUCUCCUACUCUUCUUUCCUCUCCUCCUUCCUCUCCCUCUCCUACUCUUCUUUCCUCUCCUCCUUCCUCUCUCUCUCCUACUCUUCUUUCCUCUCCUCCUUCCUCUCCCUCUCCUACUCUUCCUUUCUUACCUCUCCCUUUCCCACUCCCACCUCAUUCCCAUUCCCAGGCUCUCCUGGUGCGUGGCCUGCUGGAGUAUUGUGAGAGUGCGGAGGCCUGGCUGCCCUACGGCCUCUCCCUAGUGGCAGGGAUCUUCCUGAUGGAGCUGAUGCGUUCCUGGUCGCUGGCGCUCAUGUGGGCCGUCAAUUACCGCACUGCCGCUCGCCUCCGGGGUGCAGCGCUCACAUUCGCCUUCCACAAGAUCCUCCGCCUGCGCAGCACCAAAGACAUCAGUGCCGGAGAGGUGAGUGUUUGUUUGCCUGGUCCCAGAACUGUUUGUGCUGUAUAGCCAACUCCUAUGGUCAUUGUCAUGCCUGGUCCCAAACAGAUCUGCGAACAGGCUAUGGUGUUUGUGUGAUGGUGGACCAAAUCAACCCCUUACCCCUCAGACAUUGCCUUCAGUUCUGAAAGUGAAAUGCACUUCUAGUGGUUACAUUGCCGCUGCGUCUCAGAUAACAAAUAGUUGCAUUGUAUUAGUUUGAUUGAAACAAACAAUGAAAAAAAAAACAUCCCACACACUGCAAAGUAUAAUUUUGUAUCAUGCCAACGUCUCAGCCCUUUGUCCAUGCACUACUAUUGUAGGUUAUUCUCAUUGCAGCAUUUCAGGAUUCUGUGGGUUAAUUUCAUUCUCUUCUUUGACUCACUAUGUCCUUGUGAAGUAAAUGGUCUGUUCAAUGUGUCCUCUUAACAUUCUGCGUCAAUGUCCCUCCCUACAGCUGAUCAACAUCUGCUCCAGCGAUGGCCAGCGGGUAUACGAGGCAGUCUCAGUGGGCUGUCUGCUGGCCGGGGGCCCGCUGGUGGGCGUCCUGGGUCUGUCCUACACUUCUUACUUUCUGGGACCCACUGCACUGGUCGGAUCAGCCAUCUUCAUCUUCUUCUACCCUGCUAUGGUAGGAAGUCCUCCACAUGUGUACUAACAAAGGAAUGCACACAUUAUGAAAGGAAGUGCACACUAACGAAAAAAUCUGAACUGAUGUCUAAAGGAAAGUUACUCCACUCUCCUAUGACACUGUUUUCAUGAACUCAGAGGCAUCUUAGUGCUACCUUUUCAUACAGUUUAUGUAUUUAGCAACAAAGCUUUAGUUACUCAAAAAAAGAAUCCACUAUGAAAGUAAACAUUAUUUUGCCAGCAGAGUGCUACUUGGAGCAUGAUUCCUCUCAACUUAUUUAAUUCUCAGCACUUAGUCUUUCCUGUUUAUAGUAUUAGUCAUGAACAGCAUCAUAUUUCCCCAUAACUGUAGGAACUAAAGUGAACGCCCUUCACUUCACAGACCGUUAUCCUUUACAACACAGUUGUAUGGAUUUUGGGGAUGUUAAAGAGCAAUUCUGCCACAUUUCAAUCUCAUAUUCAUCAUCUCCAGCAGCAAGCCAGUGUCUUUGUGUGUGAAAACAGCGUGUUUCUAUGAUCUGUGGUUAAAAAGAUAAGAAGAAAGGUCCUAAAAAAUGCUUCUCUGUGACAUCACAGGGUAGGUAAAAAAAAACUGUGAUUGUCAAAACCUGCAAUGAGUUUCUAGCCCAAGAGAGGGUAUUUUCUUGCUCCCCAGGUCACCGCGAAUCUGUGUUUGAAAAUCACUGUUUUUAUAAUGUUUUAACUUUUGAUGUUGUCAUCGGGUAGAACAUUUUAACUUGAUUUGUUUCUACAAAACUUACAAAUACACUGUUUUCACAUAUGUUGACACUGGUAUUGUGCUGGAGAUAAUUAAAUUGAGGUUGAGUUGCCCUUUAACUUCCCCAAAACUCUCCGCCUGCCAAUCUCCUGUCGACUUUGCUGUUGUUACUCUUUCAAUUGAAUUAGCUUCAGUCUGAAGCCUGCCUGUUGGGGACCUUUGCCUUGAUGUGGAAGCCGUUUAUAGGCUGUUCCCUGCAGUAACCCUGCCGUACAGCUGAUGCAAUAUGGCUGUAACCUUGUCCUAAAUGGAACCCUAUUCCCUAUACUGUGCACUACUUUUGACCAGGGCCCAUGGGGCUCUGUUCAAAAGUAGUGCACUAGGGGAAACAUGGGGACGUAGACUGUCUGCCUUCAUUUCUCCUCUGUUCCUUCUUUUCUUGCUUCUCUGUAUCCGGGACAGAUGCUGGCGUCGCGUCUCACAGCGUAUUUCCGUAAGAAGUGCGUGGUAGUGACAGACCGGCGCGUGAGGCUCAUGAACGAGAUCCUUGGCUGUAUCAAGUUCAUCAAGAUGUAUUGCUUGGAAAACGCUUUCGCUCAGAACAUCCACAGUGAGUGAUUGGUAACGCUCACACACAAACACAUACACACACACAGGGCUUGUAUUGGUUUUUUUCUGGUCAGGUCACGUGGUGAGGAAAAACACCAGGCUAGUCAUCAUGUUUAUAGCACAGGGCCAGUGACUCAGCAGUCAUCAUGUUUAUAGCACGGGGCCAGUGACUCAGCAGUCAUCAUGUUUAUAGCACGGGGCCAGUGACUCAGCAGUCGUCAUGUUUAUAGCACGGGGCCAGUGACUCAGCAGUCGUCAUGUUUAUAGCACGGGGCCAGUGACUCAGCAGUCGUCAUGUUUAUAGCACGGGGCCAGUGACUCAGCAGUCAUCAUGUUUAUAGCACGGGGGCCAGUGACUUUGCAGUCAUCAUGUUUAUGGCACGUGCCCAGUGACUCGGCAGUCCUCAUGUUUCUGGCACGGGGCCAGUGAUUUUGCAGUCAUCAUGUUUAUGGCACGGGGCCAGUGACUCAGCAGUCAUCAUGUUUCUUGCACUGGGCUAGUGACUCAGCAGUCAUCAUGUUUAUGGCACGUGCCCAGUGACUCGGCAGUCCUCAUGUUUCUGGCACGGGGGCCAGUGAUUUUGCAGUCAUCAUGUUUAUGGCACGGGGCCAGUGACUCAGCAGUCAUCAUGUUUCUUGCACUGGGCUAGUGACUCAGCAGUCAUCAUGUUUAUGGCACGUGCCCAGUGACUCGGCAGUCCUCAUGUUUCUGGCACGGAGGCCAGUGACUCAGCAGUCAUCAUGUUUAUGGCACGGAGGCCAGUGACUCAGCAGUCAUCAUGUUUAUGGCACGGGGCCAGUGACUCAGAAGUCAUGUUUAUGGCACGGGUCCAGUGACUCAGAAGUCAUGUUUAUGGCACGGGUCCAGUGACUCAGCAGUCAUCAUGUUUAUGACACAGGGCCAGUGACAUGACUCACUUCCUGUUUUUGCGUCUGGGUUAGGGUGAUUAUUUCCAGCUGAGAAUGCGCCUCUUCUUCUGUUCGUACUGCCUUAAUUUUACUUUAUUUACAUUUUCCUCUCUGUCAGGCCAAUUCUAUUUCAAUUCCAGUCAGUCCAGGAAAUUCAACCCGUUACCUGAAAUCCAUUAGUUCAAAUCCUCCAAUCAUCAAUUCAAAUUAGAUUCAUCCCCGGAAUUGACCCGGCAACUCCAUUUCCGUUAGGUUCCAUUGGCUCAGAUUCCCUCCAUGGCUUCCCAUAUUACGCAAGCCCUGAUUGGAUCCCUGUGCCCCAAGUUUAAUUUGAAAAGUGUUUAAAGCUCUUUGAUACCUAAGACCUGCAGAGGGUUGUUCCACUUAGAGGAGAUUGAAGAAUUAGAGGGGGGUUGGGUGCAUUUCUCACGAGGCUCUGCCUUACAUUGUGGAUAAGAAGCGUUUGGUGUUUUUAAUCAUGACUGUAAUUAGCCAGGUGGGAUGCUUAUCCUCAUGUCACCCCACUGUUUGGAUAAUAGUAAUAAUACCCAUUAUUAUGAUCAUUAAUUGGACAUUCAUCUUAAGGGUUACCUAGUGUUAAAUAUCAAGAGUUCUGAUAUCAUUCUCUUCAGUUAGUGUUGUUCGUUUACAGCCAUAUUCCACCUGCUGAUAAAAAUAUACAUAGCAUACAUAGCAGCUUCUACAAAGGCAAUGCAAUUGUAAUGUAUUAUCUACAGUAGGUAAGAGUAAAUCUAACAACACUGCUGUGAGUCCCUGGAGAAUAAUAUGAAAUGUGUUAGGAGGAGUGGAGUCAUGUAGCUUUCCUGGAGCACUUAGUAGCCUUGGCUGUGUUAGAAAGAAAGAAACCUUGGCUUGGAGCCAGAGUGCACUGAAUGGACUGUUGAAAGAAGCAGCCAGCACAUGCAUUUGGGAGAUGUACACAAUCAUGGAUGACAGGGCACUUGACUUGGACAACUGCCAAUGGCCCACAAUUUUAAAAGUCAAUUUCAUACCAUUUAUGGCCGCGAGGCCCAACUUGUCUCUUUUAUUUCUGGCCAUGACUGGAAGUGUCUCUCUAAUGUUGUUUGGGGCUGAAUAUAAACUGUACUGUGCCAGGCUUAAGUUCCUGAAAGACUCUACAGUGGUAAUACAAGACGAGCUCAUUGUCUGUUUUCUGUCUGUUCUCUCGCUCUCUCUCUCUCUGUUACUCUCUUGCUCGCUCGCUCUUUCUGUCACUCUCUCGCUCUCUCUCUGUCACUCUCUCACUCUCUUUCUCUCUCUCUCUCUCUCUCUCUCUGUCACUCUCUCGUGCUCUCUCUCUCUCUUUCUCUACCCCCUGCUCUCUCUCUCUCUCUUUCUCCCCCCCAGAGGUGCGAUCAGAGGAGAGGGGGAUACUGGAGAGGGCUGGUUGUGUUCAGAGCCUCACAGUGGGCGUGGCCCCCAUUGUCGUGGUGAUCGCCAGUGUCUGCACAUUCACACUACACAUGGCCCUGGGUUAUGACCUCACUGCAGCCCAGGUAAACCCCUCCCCUUAGCUGUAAUUAGCUUUUCAAGAGUCAAGUGACUUCAAUAUCUACCAGUAGCUUUUGUUGUUUGAAUCAAUAGAAAGCUCCCAGGUAGCUUAGUGGGUAAGAGCGUUGUGCCAGUAACCGGAAGGUCGCUGGUUCUAAUCCCCGAGCCGACUAGGUGAAAAAUCUGUCGAUGUGCCCUUAAGCAAGGCACUUAACCCUAAUUGCUCCUGUAAGUCGCUCUGGAUAAGAGCGUCUGCUAAAUGACUAAAAUGUAAAUGUAAAUAUGUGGAAUUUCACUAAAUGAACUCUACUUAACCCCUCCCCCCUAUGUUGCUCCCUUCAGGCCUUCACCGUUGUUGCUGUCUUCAACUCCAUGACCUUUGCCCUCAAAGUCACGCCCUUGGCUGUACGAGCAAUAUCAGAGGGUUCUGUGGCAGUCAACCGAUUUCAGGUAAAAGAAAGACAGAGAUCGUUGUACAAAAUUGGGAAUGAUUGUAGAGUUCAGUCAGCAUGGGCUGUUGUCAGCAUAACACUUCCAAAUGGACAUAUUAAUUAAUUUGUCUUCUCCUCAUAUCAUACAAUAUAUCAUAUGUCAUGUCAUGUCAACAGAGACUCUUCUUGAUGGAGGACCGAGAGGUUGUGGUGGCCCAAACGGACGACCCGAUGAAUGCCGUGGAGUUCCGGUACGCCACAUUAGCCUGGGAGAAGGCCAAAGCUCCCGCCAACUCCACCACCGUCCCCAAGAAGCAGUGCAAGAGAGGUGGAAUGCGUAGAGUUCUGCGCAAGGAGAAACUGAGCCUGUAUAUCACCACAGAAGAGGGUAAGGGGAACAACGAGGGUCCCAACGGACAGAGUCUCCUUACCCAUAUGGAACAGGAGAGCCCCCAGAGCACCAUCUCCUCUACCCAGAGCUCCAUCAUCCGCCCACCGCUGCACAAAACCCUGCAUCGCAUCGAUCUGCGUGUAAAGAAGGUAAAAGGCUCGAACAAGCACCAUCAAUCAGACAGGUGUACUCACUCAUGCACAAAAUAACCCUGACUUACAUUCAUACAGGCCGACACAAAUGCUUGUACACAUUUAGGGGGGGGGACUGCAGUGGGGUCGGCAAAAUAAAAAAUAAAAAAAUACAUUUGGAACAAUACAUUCAGAGUACAGAUUAUUGUAUACAAAUGUUUUUAGAAAAUGUAUUACAAAAAUACAAUUGUAUUUAGUAAAUGUAUUUUGUAUUUAGUAAAUGUAUUUAUUGGUUUCUUUUCAUAUUGAUAAGAGUUGAAAAUGGAAUGACUUGAAGGUUAUUUGUUGAUGUAAAAUGUAUAUACACUACCGGUCAAAGGUUUUAGAACACCUACUCAUUCAAAGGUUUUUCUUUAUUUUUACUAUUUUCUACAUUGUAGAAUAAUAGUGAAGACAUCAAAACUAUGAAAUAACACAUAUGGAAUCAUGUAGUAACCAAAAAAGUGUUAAACCAAUCAAAAUAUAUUUUAUAUUUGAGAUUCUUCAAAUAGCCACCCUUUGCCUUGAUGACAGCUUUGCACACUCUUGGCAUUCUCUCAACCAGCUUCACCUGGAAUGCUUUUCCAACAGUCUUGAAGGAGUUCCCACAUAUGCUGAGCACUUGUUGGCUGCUUCUCCUUGACUCUGCGGUCCAUCUCAUCCCAAAUCAUCUCAAUUUGGUUGCGGUCGGGGGAUUGUGGAGGCCAGGUCAUCUGAUGCAGAACUCCAUCACUCUGCUCUCAUGUCUGGAGGAAACCUGGCACCAUCCCUACGGUGAAGCAUGGUAGUGGCAGCAUCAUGCUGUGGGAAUGUUUUUCAGUGGCAGGGACUUUUCAGUCAGGAUCGAGGGAAAGAUGAAUGGAGCAAAGUACAGAGAGAUCCUUGAUGAAAACCUGCUCCAGAGCGCUCAGGACCUCAGACUGGGGCGAAGGUUCACCUUCCAACAGGACAGCGACCCUAAGCACACAGCCAAGACAAUGCAGGAGUGGCUUCGGUACAAGUCUAUGAAUGUGUUUGAGUGGCCCAGCCAGAGCCUGGAGUUGAACCCGAUAGAACAUCUCUGGAGAGACCUGAAAAUAGCUGUGCAACAACGCUCCCCAUCCAACCUGACAGAGCUUGAGAGGAUCUGCAGAGAAGAAUGGGAGAAACUCCCCAAAUACAGGUGUGCCAAGCUUGUAGCGUCAUACCCAAGAAGACUCGAGGCUGUAGUCGCUGCCAAAGGUGCUUCAACAAAGUACUGAGUAAAGGGUCUGAAUACUUAUGUAAAUAUCAUAAUUCCAGGUUUUUUAUUAUAAAUUAGCAAACAUUUCUAGCAACAUGUUUUUGCUUUAUCAUUAUGGGGUAUUGUGCUUAGAUUGAUGAGGGGAAAAAAUGAUUUAAUCAAUUUUAGUAUGUAUAUUACCAGUCAAAAGUUUGGACACACCUACUCAUUCAAGGGUUUUUCUUUAUUUUUUAAACAUGUUUUGCAUUGUAGAAUAAUAGUGAAGACAUCAAAACAAUGAAAUAAAACAUAUGGAAUCAUGUAGUCACCAAAAAAGUGUUAAAAAAAUCUAAAUAUAUUUUAUAUUUGAGAUUCUUCAAAUAGCCACCCUUUGCGUUGAUGAUAGCUUUGCACACUCUUGGCAUUCUCUCAACCAGCUUCAUGAGGUAGUCACCUGGAAUGCAUUUAAAUUAAUUUGUGGAAUUUAUUUCCUUCUUAAUGUGUUUGAGCCAACCAGUUGUGCUGUGACAAGGAAGGGGGGGUAUACAGAAGAUAGACCUAUUUGGUAAAAGACCAAGUCCAGAUUAUGGCACGAACAGCUCAAAUAAGCAAAAAGAAAUGACAGUCCAUCAUUACUUUAAGACAUGAAGGUCAGUCAAUACGUAACAUUUCAAGAACUUUGAAAGUUUCUUCAAGUGCAGUCGCAAAAACCAUCAAGCGCUAUGAUCAAACUGGGUCUUCCAGGAAUGGAAGACCCAGAGUUACCUCUGCUGCAGAGGAUAAGUUAAUUAGAGUUACCAGCCUCAGAAAUUGCAGCCCAAAUAAAUGCUUCACAGAGUUCAAGUCACACACAUCUCAACAUCAACUGUUCAGAGGGGACUGUGGGAAACAGGCCUUCAUGGUCGAAUUUCUGCAAAGAAACCCCUACUAAAGGACACCAAUAAUAAGAAGAAACCUGCUUGGGCCAAGAAACACGAGCAAUGGAUAUUAGACUGGUGGAAAUUUGUCCUUUGGUCUGGAGUCCAAAUUUGAGAUUUUUGGUUCCAACCGCCGUGUCUUUGUGAGAUGCAGUGUGGGUGAACGGAUGAUCUCUGCAUGUGUAUUUCCCACCAUAAAGCAUGGAGGAGGAGGUGUUAUUGUGUGGGGGUGCUUUGCUGGUGACGCUGUCUGUGAUUUAUUUAGAAUUCAAGGCACACUUAACCAGCAUGGAUGCCACAGCAUUCUGCAGCAAUACGCCAUCCCAUGUGGUUUGGGCUUAGUGGGACUCAUUUGUUUUUCAACAUGACAAUGACUCAACACACCUUCAGGCUGUGUAAGGGCUAUUUUACCAAGAAGGAGAGUGAUGGAGUGCAGCAUCAGAUGACCUGGCCUCCACAAUCCCCCAACCUCAAUCCAAUUGAGAUGGUUUGGGAUGAGUCGGACAGCAGAGUGAAAGAAAAGCCGCUAACAAGUGCUAAGCAUAUGUGGGAACUCCAUCAAGACUGUUGGAAAAGCAUUCCAGGUGAAGCUGGUUGAGAGAAUGCCAACCGUGUGCAAAGCUGUCAUCAACGCAAAGGGUGGCUAUUUGAAGAAUCUCAAUUAUAUAAUAUAUUUAGAUUUGUUUAACACUUAUUUGGUUACUACAUGAUUCCAUAUGUGUUAUUUCAUAGUUUUGAUGUCUUCACUAUUAUUCUACAAUGUAGAAAAUAGUAAAAAUAUAGAAAAACCCUUGAAUGAGAAGGUAUGUCCAAACCUUUGACUGGUACUGUAUAUAUAUAGAUUUUUUUUUAUUCCAGCUGAUCAUUGUUUUAUUAUUAGCUUUUGCGGCAGGAGUUACUCUUCCUGGGGUCCACAAAAUUUACAGAUUUUAAGGUUGUGUCAUUAGAUUUCGGGUGUGGUUGCUUUAAAAAAUUGGGUCCCCGCUGAAAAAGUUUGAAUACCACUGCUCUAAAGCAUCGAUUCACUAGCACUGGACAGAUAAAUGGAUUUAGCAUGCAGGCAUAUUCGGUUAUAGUAGCACAACUCAUAAAAAAGAGAACGUUUGAAAGAAUAGAAAUUUGGAGGGAGUUAACAACUUUGCACUUUUUUCCUUUGAAAUGGAGUGAGUGCAUUUCAAUUACAAAUCCAUACUAAUACACCACUGGUAUCCUUCUGAUCUGCAGGGGGCGUUGGUAGGAAUCUGUGGAAGUGUGGGGAGCGGAAAGAGCUCUCUUCUUUCUGCUCUACUGGGACAGGUGAGGUUCUAGAUCAUUGGCCUUCAAAUCAGCUUACUGGGGGAUUCCCCUACAAACCAGACUGGAAAGCAGUUUAGGUACGUUUGAUUAAGCUUGAGUUUUGCAUUUUUUGGGACUGUUCCAUUGGUUCCUUUGUACCGGGCAAUCAAAACGCAGUUGAAGUAUUUCCCUCUAGUGAAAGCCCAGUUCAGCUUUACCGCUAGUAUGUUUUAACAUGAGUCUUAUCCCUGGUGUUCAACAGAUGACCCUGCUGGAGGGCAACGUGGCGGCAAGUGGUGGCUUUGCCUAUGUAGCUCAACAGGCCUGGAUCCUCAACGACUCUCUGAGAGAGAACAUCCUGUUCGGAAAAGAAUACGUCGAAGACAAGUAUGAUUGAUUGAUUUGUGUAUAUGAUUUAUGAAUAAUUUACUAUGGGACAGUAAACAAUAAAAUCACCAACGCAGACCAUUCUAAGGUGUCAUAGUGCUGGAUUUAGCUAGACGGCUCAUUUUCAACUGGAGUCCAUGACCAAUCACGUUUGGAUGUCAUAGUUUGAUAGUUUCACAUUGAGAAGGGCCAAAGGCAUCCAUGAUGGCUCAUUUCUAACUCAUGGCUUACUCAUUUCUCUGGACCAUGACUGCGUUUCCCUCUCAUGUUAACUCAUGUCCUUGGCUGUGUUUCCUUAUUAGGUAUAAUGCUGUGCUCUCUGCCUGCUGCUUGACCCCUGAUCUGACAGAGCUGCCCUAUGGGGAUAUGACUGAGGUAUGUAUCAGACCUCUAUUUCAUCUCUAUGCUGGAGAUGCUCUCUAUAUGAACUCUGGCCAUUCUGUACAAUACAUUGGCCUUACACUACACCAAAGUAGCAGAAAGUGGAAUUACCAUGUAACAGGCUAGUAAGUAGUACAUGCAUUUAUAGAUGGAAUGCUUUGGGGUGCAUUGUAGUGUUUUAUGAGAUAACAAGUGUUAUGUAAGUACCUCUAUGUACAUAUCUGGUCUGGUCUAUUGCUGCCUCUGUAUGAAGCCUAUGCAAUCAAAAAUUAUCCUUGAUACAUUUUGUCAACAUUGUCCCAAUGUUUUCACUCCAGAUAGGGGAGAGGGGUGCCAACCUGAGUGGCGGGCAGCGCCAGCGGGUGAGCCUGGCACGUGCCCUGUACAGCGAGCGGCCCAUCCUGCUCCUGGACGACCCUCUCAGUGCUGUGGACGCCCACGUGGGCUCUCACCUCUUCCACAACGCCAUCCGCACAGCGUCCAAGGGCAAGACCAUCAUCUUCGUCACACACCAGCUGCAGGUAAGCGGAUCUUCUGAUAAUCUGAAUGAUCCAAUCAAAUUGUAUUUAUGUGAGAAACAGAACAAUUUGCAGCAAAUAAGUGACUUGUGUACUAUGGUGAAAUGAUUGGAAAUGGCCUUCCUACACCUGUACAAUGCAUUCAUGAUCUGAAAUGGCCUUCCUACACCUGUACAAUGCAUUCAUGAUCUGAAAUGGCCUUCCUACACCUGUACAAUGCAUUCAUGAUCUGAAAUGGCCUUCCUACUCCUGUACAAUGCAUUCAUGAUCUGAAAUGGCUUUUUUAACUAGUAUCUUUUGUAUAUCAUUGGGACGCCUAAUCUGAAAGGACUACUAGUGAAAGGAAAUGAGAGAAACCCUAUGUAGACCUCCUAAGUCAAUGAUUAUAGUGCAACUUGAGUUUUCAAAAGCUAAGUUAAGAGUGCGUAUCUCAAGAAUAUGUCCCGAAAAGAUACGGUUGAGGAAAGGGAGCCAUAUAGAAAUCUAGAGGAGCAUACUAUAGCCCAGGAUCCUGCAUCAGGAGAAUCACAGAUCUCACUGGUGUUGACCCUCUCUCAGUACCUGGCAGAGUGUGACAACGUGAUUCUGAUGAAGGACGGGCAGAUUGCUGAGCAUGGCACCCACGCCCAGCUUAUGGGCAGAGACCGUGACUACGCCACCCUCUUCAACAGCGUACAGCAGGAGGUAAUGCCAACCACAGAGCGCAUGUCCAGCUCUAGCCUGGUCACAGAUCUGUUUGUGCUGUUUUGCAAACAGAUCUGGUACCAGGCUAGCCUUUCCAACUCCUAUAGUCAUUGUCACGCAUUGGCAUGAGCUGGCAAGACCGCACAAACGGAUCUGGAACCAGGCUAGUCCAGCUCUCCUCUAUGUAAAAACACCUUUGUCAUCCCCCUUUGCGUCACAUCCUGCAUAAUUCAUGAGGCAGUGGGUGGCUGGGAAAUGUUAAUGCAUACAGGGCCUUUCAUUAUUUAUGUGGGCAUUGAUUUACCGGUGUCGCACUGCUAAAGACCCUGUCACCAAUAUCUCUGUUUAAAUGACUUAGUGGCUAUGUUAUGGCUUGGCCGUGAUUGUCUUAUGCUGUAUGUCUCUCUGGCUUGCUCUCCUAGAACCUGGUGAAAAAGAACCUGGUGAAAAAGAACCUGAAGAAUAAGGAGAAGGAGGGAGAGGAAAAGGUUGAGACCACCGUGACUGUCGAAAAAGUCGACAGACCGCCGGUGGAUAAAGGGAAAGGAGGUGAGAGACUCAACCGUGCCGAAUAGAAUGUGUUAAUGUGUUCCCUUUAAAACAGUUGGCUUGAUAUGGGAAAAUGACUCACACAGGUUUCUUCCUUCCUUCCUUCCUUCCUCUCUUCCUUCCUUCCUUCCUCUCUUCCUUCCUUCCUUCCUCCCUCUCUUCCUUCCUUCCUCCCUCUCUUCCUUCCUCCCUUUCUUCCUUCUGUCCUCCCUCUCUUCCUUCUGUCCUCCCUCUCUUCCUUCUGUCCUCCCUCUCUUCCUUCCGUCCUCUCUUCCGUCCUCCCUCUCUUCCUUCCUUCCUUCCUUCCUUCCUCCUUCCUUCCUUCCUUCCUUCCUUCCUUCCUUCCUUCCUUCCUUCCUUCCUUCCUUCCUUCCUUCCUUCCUUCCUUCCUUCCUUCCUCUCUUACUUCCUUCCUUCCUUCCUCUCUUACUUCCUUCCUUCCUUCCUCCCUCUCUUCCUUCUGUCCUCCCUCUCUUCCUUCCGUCCUCCCUCUCUUCCUUCCUUCCUCUCUUCCUUCCUCCCUCUUCUCUCUUCCUUCCUUCCUUCCUUUCCUUCCUUCCUUCCUCCUCUUCGCUCCUCUCUUCCUCCUCUCCUUCCUUCCUCCUUCCUCCUUCCUUCCUUCCUUCCUUCCUUCCUUCCUUCCUUCCUUCCUUCCUUCCUCUCCUUCCUUCCUUGCCUCCUUCCUUCCUCCCUCUUCUCUUUUCCUCCUCGCUCUUCCUUCCUCCUCUUCCUUUCCUUCCUCCUCCUCUUCCUUUCCUCCUCCCUCUCUUCCUUCCUUCCUCCCUCUCUUCCUUCCUUCCUCUCUUCCGUCCGUCUUCCCGCUCUUCCUUCUGGCCUCCCUCUCUUCCUUCCGUCCUCCCUCCCUUCCUUCCUCUCUUCCGUCCGUCUUCCCGCUCUUCCUUCCUCCCGCUCUUCCUUCCGUCCUCCCGCUCUUCCUUGCGUCCUCCCGCUCUUCCUUCCGUCCUCCCUUUCUUCCUUCCUUCAUUCCUUCCUCUCUUCCUUCCUAUCUUACUUCCUUCCUUUCUUCCUUCCGUCCUCCCUCUCUUCCUUCCUUCCUCCCUCUCUUCCUUCCAUCCUCCCUCUCUUCCUUCCAUCCUCCCUCUCUUCUUCCGUCCUCCCCUCUCUCCGUCCGUCCUCCCUUCUUCCUCCUUCCCUCCCUCUUUCCCUUCAUCCUCCCUCUCUUCCUCCUCCAUCCUCCCUCUCUUCCUCCGUCCUCCCUCUCUUCCUCCUCCUCCUCCUUCCUUCCCUUCUCCCUCUCUUCUCCUUCCGUCCUCCCUCUCUUUGUCCGUCCGUCUCCCUCUUUCCGUUCCUCCCAUCUCAUUCUCUUCCUCCUCCUCUCUCUUCCUCCUCUCCUUCCUUCCUCUCUUCCGUCCUCCCUCUCUUCCGUCCUCCCUCUCUUCCUUCCUUCCUUCCUCUCUUCUGUCCUACCUCUCUUCCGUCCUCCCUCUCUUCCUUCCUUCCUCUCCUUCCUCCCCUCUUUCCUUCCUCCCUCUCUUCCUUCCUCCUUCCCUCUCUCCUUCCGUCCUCCCUCUCUUCCUUCCUUCCGUCUCUCUUCCUCGUCCUCCUCUCUUCCUGUCCUCCCCUCUCUUCCUUCCUCCCUCUCUUCCGUCCUCCCUCUCUUCCUUCCUUCCUUCCUCUCUUCUGUCCUACCUCUCUUCCGUCCUCCUCCCUCUCUUCCUUCCUUCCUCCCUGCUCUUCCUUCCGUCCUCCCUCUCUUCCUUCCGUCCUCCCUCUCUUCCUUCCGUCCUCCCUCUCUUCCUUUCCCUUCCUUCCUUCCUCCCUCCCUCUCUUCCAUCCUUCUCUUUCUUUACUCUCCAGACCAGCUCAUGAAAGCUGAGGAGAAGGGCUCUGGCGCCGUGGCCUGGGAUGUGUACAAGGCCUACAUCAAAGCGGCUGGAGGCCCUUUUGCCUUCAUCAUCAACGUCAUCCUCUUCCUUUUCACCACUGGCAGCAUCGCCUUCAGUAACUGGUGGCUGAGCUACUGGAUCCGCCAGGGCAGCGGGGUGAGUUUGGAUUUUCUGCACUGAAGCCAAAUGAUGAUCCACUGGAUUCAAAUGAUGAUUCACUUGAUCAAAAUUAUGGCCUUACGCACAGACACAUAACAAGGAUCAGAUUACCCUACCCACAAUCCUUAUUAAAAAAUAUAUCUGAAGCUGUAUUAGUGGGAUAGGACAACUUCUGCCUACUCUGAGGGGGAUGUCUCUGUAGACUGUAGAAGGCUAUGUCACCCACAAGAAUAACGACUUCUGCGCAUCACUGAGUUGUAGUGGGGAAUGUGAGAGCAUUAAUCUCAGCACGUGUAAUUAAAUAAGUACCAGUGUCUCGGUAAACGUAAUUAAAACAAGAGACGAGCCGCCAAAAAACAGAUGUGCUGCAAAGCUGUCUUCCGUGUCAGAUUGAAGAAUGUGUUUGGAAUACCGACAUCACCCAAAUGGCUGCUUCUUUCAUGUAUUCUGUCUUAGAUUCAGCACUCAGCUGGCUUUGUUUAAUUUAUUUCCUUCAUUAGAUAGAAAUGCCUUGUUUGUGUUUCCCUCAUGGCGAUUUGCUCCAUCUGCCCUCAGAACACAUCAUUAAUCCUGGAGAAUGAAACCAAUGAAACAGUGGCAGCGUUGGCGAGCGACAGCAUGAGGCUCAACCCUUACGUUCAGUACUACUCAAGAGUUUAUGUGCUGUCCAUGGGGGUCGCUCUCUUCCUGAAGACAAUGAGGGGGCUAGUGUUCGUCAAGGUAAGCAUCUUGCUCAAAUGUAUUUUAGAGUGGUUUUUGUGGAUUGUUCUCCAACCUUGAAAUGUCAGGACCAUUCAUUGAUGCACUCUCUAGCCUGUCAAAGGAGAGUGGAUCACUGACCGAUUCCCUGCAGGGUACUACUUUUGACAAGAGCCCAUAGGGUACCAUUUGUGACGUAACCAAAGUCUCCAUAAGUCAGGUUUUCAUUGAUUUACACUCAGGACCUUUUCAAAGGAAAGAAGUGCAAAGUUGUUGUGGUACAACCUUGACUCUCUCUAUUUGUCUUUCAGCCAUUUUCAUGAGUUGCACUACUAUAAUUGAAAGUGCCUGCAUGCUAAAUCCAUUUAUCUGUCCAGUGCCGUGACACGCUGCUUUAAUGGCUGUGUGUGUGUGUGCCGCUGUGUGUCCCUGUCCCUUUGGAUAUGUCUCCUGUGUUUCUUAAACUUUCCUGACAGCCCAUUACAGAGGUUAUGUCCUCACGUAAUUGUGUGACACAAACUUUUUCCAAAGAUGGCUAAUCUUUUUUUUUUACCCCUAGCUGUAACGUGAAUGUGGGAGUGUUGGAUGUUCUGUUAAUAGAUUGAAUGUGUUCUCUCCUGCCAAAAGUAAUUUCUGCCAGACGUUUCUCAUUGCGUUAACUUAGACAUGGGUUUGUAACCUUUCUGUGUAAGCCUGCCAGACAGUCAUUUAUGUCUGAGGAUUUGACAGUUUGCCUGACACGAGAAACAUUCCACUUGCUAAUAACAGCACAGUGACUACUAAUAGGGACGCAUCAACAACAACAUAUGGCUAGCUAGCAUUAGCAACAUGGCAUAUGUGUCAUAUGAGCGUUAGUUAGUAUGUGUACAUAGCUGUGUAUGCUGGCAACGAUUCUCUGUCCACUCCUACUACGGUAUGUUUGUAUGUUUGCAUUUGUUGCGCCUGGGUGUUGUGCUUUCCCGAGUCCCGACAACCCAUCUGUUUACCUGUUUCCAUGUACUUGUUGUGUUUGUUUCUUUGUGUUAUGUUUGGCUCCGUGUUCAAACACCACUGUGUUUGUCUGACAGUGCACUGUUCGGGCUGCCUCGGUGCUCCACGACAAGCUAUUCCGCCGCCUCCUCCUGAGCCCCAUGCGCUUCUUUGACACGACCCCUCUGGGCCGCAUCCUCACCCGCUUCUCCCGAGACAUGGACGAGGGUGAGUUGUCUGAUGAUUUGCCUUGACUUCAAACUCAGAGCCUUGAGGUCCCCAUACAACCCAGACAACACACAGUAUGAUCUGACAGUUAUUGUUUUCUCUCUCUCUCUCCUCUCUCUCUCUCUCUCUCUCUCCAACCAUCCACAGUGGACGUCCGUCUGGCCAUGCAGGCUGAGAUGCUGCUCCAGAACCUGACCUUGGUGCUCUUCUGCCUGGUCAUGGUGGGCAUCGUAUUCCCCUGGUUCCUGCUCUCCCUCCUGCCCCUGGGAGCCUUCCUCCUCAUUGUCAACCGUGUCUCCAGGUCAGGCUACAACCAAUCGAUUUAUAUGAGAGGGAUUAUGUUGUCUGUGUGUGUGUGUAUGCUCCUGCGUGCGUUGAUUUAAAGAUAAGAAGUGUAGCGAUGGAUUAGGGUUCCGUAGGUCUUUGGGUAAUUUAUUAUUCAGCGUGACGCAUCUAACCAGUUUCCUCAUUAAAAGCAAGCCCAAAAGGCACCCUAUUCGCAAUAUAGUGCACUACCUUUCACCAGGACCCGCACACUAUAGGGAAUAGGAUGCUUUUUGGGACGCGUCCCAUUUGUUGAUGUGUUGUACUUUGCCAGUUGGCAUUGAGAGAUGAAAGUACCAACUGCAUAAACAUAUUUGUGUAGGUAGCCUCAGAACACGGAGUGUCAUGUUCUUUCAUACCCUGUCCUCUUCUCAUCCUACUCUCUCUCUCUCUCUCUCUCUCUCUCUCUCUCUCUCUCUCUCUCUCUCUCUCUCUCUCUCUCUCUCUCUCUCUCUCUCUCUCUGCUCUCUCUCUCUCUCUCUCUCUCUCUCUCUCUCUCUCUCUCUCUCUCUCUCCCGCCGCUUUAUAAGAAAAGGGGAUGACUUGUUAUUCACAUGUGCAGCCCAUCCUAUCUAUGGACCUAAAAGUAGAACUCCUCCCCACCUUUGUCAAUAAACCCCUCUCUCUCACACUUCCCUGCUGACUCAGUCGGGUGUCGUGGUAGCGUGGGUCUGUGGCUCCUAAAAUCACACAUCAAUCACAAAUGAUUCUAGCAGAGCCAAGGAAUGGCCUGAGCUGUGCCAGGAAAUGGUUGUCCUGUCCUGGGUAGAAUUACACUCUGACUCCCCUGUGUCCUCUCAUCAUAUCAUAGUCCACUAACCUGUCAGAUAACUGCACCGUCAUUGGAGUUAUAAUGCAGUGUUUGUCAACCCUGUCCUCUGCCACCAUCCCUAGAUAUUUCACAAUGUUGUUGUCCUGAUCUAGUGUGUCUGGUUUGGUGAUGAGUUGUUAAAUCAGGUUCAUUCGAAUACGCAAUGGUUUGGCUGGGGGUCACAGAGUAGAGGUUUGGCUGGGGGUCACAGAGUAGAGGUUUGGCUGGGGGUCACAGAGUAGAGGUUUGGCUGGGGGUCACAGCGUAGAGGUUUGGCUGGGGGUCACAGAGUAGAGGAUUGGCUGGGGGUCACAGAGUAGAGGAUUGGCUGGGGGUCACAGAGUAGAGGAUUGGCUGGGGGUCACAGAGUAGAGGAUUGGCUGGGGGUCACAGAGAAAAUCAAAUCACAUUUUAUUUGUCACUUGCUUCGUAAGCAACAGGUGUAGACUAACAGUUCAAUGAUUACUUACGUGUCCUUUUCCAACAAUGCAGUUAAGAUAAAGAUACAAAAUAGAAAUAGUGACACAAGGAACAAAUACAUAGUGAAUAAUGAAUAACAAUAACGAGUAAAAAAGAACAUCUAUAUACAGGGAGUACCAGGUAAUAACAUGGCUAUAUACAGAGAGUACCAGUACUGAGUCAAUGUGCAGGGGUACAGGGUAAUAACAUGGCUAUAUACAGAGAGUACCAGUACUGAGUCAAUGUGCAGGGGUACAGGGUAAUAACAUGGCUAUAUACAGAGAGUACCAGUACUGGUCUGCAGCUUACCAUGAGGUAUUCUAACUCAGGCGAGCAAAAACUAGAGACUUCCUUAACAUUAGAGAUCGCACACAAGCUGUUGUUAACAAAGAAACACACCCUUUCCCCUCUUGCUUUACCCGAGUCUGCCGUCCGAUCUUGACGAGGAAAACCAGCGAGUUGUACAGUAUGAAAAAUGUAUGCACUCACUUAACUGUAAGUCGCUCUGGAUAAAUGACUAAAAUGUAAAAUAUCCAUGUCCUCGUUCAGCCACGGCUCCAAGAAACAGGAUAUUACAGUUUUUCAGGUCCCGUUGAUAGGAUAGUCUCGAAUGGAGCUCAUCCAGUUUGUUCUCCGGUGACUGCACCUUCGCCCAAAAAAAAACAGAUGGCAAUGGCGGUCUACUUGCUCGCCGAUGUAGUCUAGUCACUUGCCUCUCUUUCGCCGGUGCUUCCUCUUUCGAGUCCCGGGGAUCAGGGCCUGGUCCGGGAUAAGCAAAACGUCCAGAGUUGCCAUCUUGUUGAAGUAGAAAUCUUCAUCCAAAUCGAGGUUAGUGAUUGCUGUUCUGAUGUCCAGAAUCUGUUUUCAGUCAUAGGAAAUUAUGGCAGAAACAUUAUGUUCAAAACACACAAAAUAGGUCAGGAGCCCGUAAGAUGGCAGCUAUCCACUGCGGCAUCAUUAUGAGUUGAACAGAGUUGAACAGUAGAUGAUUGGCUGGGGGUCACAGAGUAGAGGUUAGAGAAAUGGUGAGUGAGUGGACUUCUUUACCAUCCCUAAAGUGAUGCUCUGGUAUGUUUAAGUAAUAGACUUGACGUUCCACUUCCUCUUUGUCUGACUAGGGUUCUGAUUCGCGAGCUGAAGCGUCUGGAGAACAUCAGCCAAUCACCUUUCACCUCGCACAUCACCAGUAGUCUCCAGGGGCUGUCCACCAUUCACGCUUAUGGCAGAGAGGACGACUUCUUGCACAGGUGAGAACAGUACACUAAUAAACCGAAUAGCGUUCAGAGGAAGACACUUCCUUUAUCUGUCACAGGACGUGUGUUCAAACACUAAUAAGACAUUUGUUUUGACAGUUAAUUUCCAGUUAGCUUCGCCCACCAUACGUCACAUUUUUUUUUGUCAUUUAGCAGACACUCUUAUCCAAAGAGACUUACAGGGGUAAUUAGGGUUAAGUGCCAUGCCCAAGGGUACAUCAACAGAUUUUUUUACCUAGUCGGCUCGGGGAUUCGAACCAGAAACUUUUCGGUUACUGGUCCAACGCUCUUAACCGCUAGGCUACCUGCUGCCCAAAUGGCACAACUAAUAAUGAGAUAACGUCCCUAAGUAACAUUCCCUGGACUUUGAGUUGAGUAGCAUUUGAUUUCUGCUGAGCUAAUGUGGGCACUGUGCAGCCUUCCUAUUGGUUAAUUUCUUGUGUAUCUCAGGUACCAGGCUUUACUGGACACCAACCAGGCUUCCCACUACCUGUUCAGCUGUGCUAUGCGCUGGCUGGCUGUACGACUGGACCUGAUCAGCAUCACUCUCAUCACCACUGUAGCCCUGCUAAUCGUUUUCAUGCACAACCAGAUCCCCCCAGCCUACGCAGGCUUGGCUUUAUCCUACGCCGUGCAGGUACACAUACACACACACACACGCAUGUACGCACACACACGAAUGCACUUUCAUGCACAUGCAUGUAAACACGCAUACACGCAUGUAAACACACACACACACACACACACUGCUAGAGUGUGUCUUUGCUAUCUGUGAAUUAUUUUGACUGCCCCUUUAUGGGAAUGUUUUUUUGAAAGCUUUUUGAUGUUCUAUAUAUAUAAUUUCACUGUGGGAUUACUACAGGCGUGGGAAGGAUCUUCCUGUUAGGGAUCUAUGAAUGGAAAUUGAUUGAGCCGAAUGGAAAAGUAUAGCAUUAUCAGAAUGUCUGUCUAUAGGGGUCGUAAAGGUUUAUGGUUUGUGCUGCUCAUUCAUUGUGCUGCUCUCUGUCUCUCUCUCUCUCUCUCCUCUCUCGCUCUCUCUCCUCUCUCUGUCUCUCUGUGUUGUCUAUCUCUCUCUCGUCUCUUUCCCCUUCUGUUCUCUCUCUGUGUCUGUUUUUCUCUCUCUUCCUCUCUGUCUCUUGUCUGUCUCUCUCCUCUCUAUCUCUCUCUCUCUCUCGCUCUUCUUUUCUCUCCCUGUCUGUCUCUCUCUCUGUCUCUCUCUCUCCCUGUCCUCUCUUCCCUGUCUCUCUCUCUCCUGUCUCUCUCUCCCUGUUCUCUCUCUCUGUCUCUCUCUCGUCUUCUCUGUCUCUCUCUCUUCUCUCUCUCUCUCUCCUUCUCUCUCUCUCUCUCUCUUCUCUCUCUCUCUCUCCGUCUCUCUCUCUCUUCUCGUCUCUCUCUCUCUCUCUCGUCUCUCUCUCUCUGUCUCUCUUCCUUGCUCUCUCUUCGUCUCUCUCUCUCCUUCUCUCUCUCCUUCUCUCCUUGUCUCUCUCCUCUCUCUCUUCCGUCUCUCUCUCGCUCUCUCUGCUCUCUCUCUCUUCUCCUGUCUCUCUCUCCUUGUCUCUCUCCUUGUCUCUCUCCUUGUCUCUCUCCUUGUCUCUCUCCUUGUCUCUCUCGCUCUCUCUCUCGCUCUCUCUCGCUCUCUCUUCUCCAGCUAACCGGUCUGUUUCAGUUUACCGUGAGGUUGCUGUCAGAGACUGAGGCUCGCUUCACGUCAGUGGAGAGGAUCAAUCAUUAUAUAAAGGUAGGCAGGCCUAAUGACACCAGGGGCUGCUGCCAACAGUCGGGGGAAGGGUUGCGUGAUUGGCUGAACCAUGUGUGGCUGAAUCGAAAGUACACACAUGGUGAGUCUGACACAAACAAACACAGGCCUAUAGACUUAACGCAGCAGGACAUAGGCACAGAUGAAGCAACAACACACACACACACAUACAGGCACAGCAUACUCACAUGCAGACACACACUCUAAAUCCACAUUCCUGCGCACGGUGCACCCACACACUCACACAGGUCAAUAUCCCAAUAACACAAAGCUGUUGGAUAAGGUAGACAGACGCACACCCAAAGCAGGAGUACACACACACACACACGCAAGCAUGACGCACACACACACACACAACCCCCCCCCCCACACACACACACACAACCCAAUCCCAAUAACACAAAGCUGUUGGACAUGGUAGACUACAGACAGACACAGGCUGCAUCCCAAAUGGAACCUUAUUCCCUAUGUAGUGCACUACUUUUGAUCAGGGGCCCAUAGGUUUUGGUCAAAAGUAGUCCACAAUAUAGAGAAUAGAGUGCCAUUUGGGACACCCCCAGUCUCUGAGAGGCCCAGCAGGAAGCAGAUGGAACCCAGUUUGUGGCCCGUCACACAUCACAGCACAUGACAGGGCCUGUUUCACACAACACCCAUCAAAACAUAAACAUCCCCAAAUCAGAGGAACUACUUUUUUUUCUCAAAGUGCCAACAAGCUUUUAGAGAUCUAUAAAUUACAGUUCUAUUGAGAGGUAGAGGUCUUUACUUCAUGGGAUUGGAGAUACAGAGAUUAACACUCGAUAUUGGAUCUAUAUUUUUUGUCUCAGACCUUGGAGGGUGAGGCGCCGCGGCAGAUCACUGGGCCCUCCUCUCCUGCCCCCUGCUGGCCAGAUAAGGGACGGAUCUCCUUCCAGGACGUGGAGAUGUGUUACCGGGACAACCUGCCACUGGUGCUCAAGAAGCUUUCCUUUAACAUCCUGCCAGAGGAGACCAUCGGCAUUGUGGGUCGCACUGGCUCAGGUACUUCCCUCCUUUAUUUAUGUAUCGUUUUACAUCGUUAAUGUUUAAUUUUAUUGUCCUUGUUUCCGCUGGUGUUUACCUGGUAUUUACUAAGAAAUAAUGUAAUAACAAUGUGUCGACUUGAUGGUAAUGGUGUUUGUUUUUUAAUGAACUGUAAUCUUCACAUGUAGAUGUGGUUAUCAUCUAUCCGAACUAAUCGUAGUUCACUCACAACCCCCUGUUUCUAUCUAUCCAGGGAAGUCCUCACUGGGCGUAGCUCUCUUCAGACUGGUGGAGCUGACUGGGGGCUCCAUCACCAUCGACGGCAUCAACAUUGCCCAGAUCGGAUUGGAAGACCUGAGAAGCAAGCUGUCAAUCAUUCCCCAGGAGCCCGUUCUCUUCAUUGGCACUAUCAGGUAUGUAUUCAUGAUUUACCUAAGAUUCCCCUAGGUACAGGUGUAGGAUCAGCUUCCUCUCCCCCAAUCCUAACCUUAAAGGGAUACUUUGGGACUUACCCAGAGAGACAAACUCAUGGAUACCAUUUGUAUGUCUCUGCGUGCAGUUUGAAAGAAGUUGAAGGUAGCAUAUUGUUAGCUUAGCGCAAUUGCUGGAGGUCUAUGGGUAUCUACUAGCCAGCUCCUCUCAAAAGCAGGGAAAUAGACCUAACUACUACAAAGCUAUGUGGUUGGUCAUUUAUAGUCUUACAAAGGUAUACAUAGUAAUCUAUAUUUUAUAAAUGUGUUAAUUUGACUGAUAAUAGUAUAAGAAAUUAGAUUCUAUCAACUUCCUAAUUCACGGACUUCUUUGGGUUCUACCUGCGCUCUCUUCCGGCUAGACUUGGUGUGGUUUUGUAAGCAAAACUCCUGGGAGGCAGCCAGCUGUUGGUUCUCUAGUAGCUAAAGUAGCUAGCUAGCUAGCUUAUUGGCAAAUCAUCAUAAUAACAUUUGAUAAAUCAUGUUGGACUUUGAGGUAGAGGUAGACCAUUUUUAUUCUGAGCUAUAUUUAUUAGAGCCAGAAUUUACAGAGGAAGAACUGAGAGAGGGCAAGGAGGAAGAGGCUGAAUCAGCGGAGCCGGUAGACGAGCUACCAGGAGCGGUGGUGAGAGCCAGGUCUGAGGGGGACUGCGGGCCAUGUAAACCCAAGGCCACCAACGAUGAGAGUUUGUGGUGCAUGGAGUGGGAAUUGUUACUGCCAUCAAUUGGGGGGGGCUUGAUAUCUACGGCGAAGAAAGCAACGCACCCAGAGACUGUGUAACAAACCCAGAGGAAUUUUCUGCGUUUAUCAAUCCUGGAGUUAUAGAGACAUUCUUCCAAGUCCCCCCAAAAAACUGGAAGAAGCAGCCCAUACCUGCUGGACCGAAUGGACUGCUGUGUAUCGAGUAAGUGACAUUGUUCUUGCUUAUCCCAGCACACAGUAAUAUUGAUAACUUUUGUUGUUUCAUAAUUGCACUCUGAUCAAAUCAAAUGGUUUCUUAUUAGAUUAUUUGUAUCUAGCUACUCACGAAUAAUAACUUAUUUGUUCUUAGUCAAUACAGGCUGGUUGCAUAUCGACUGGUGUUUGAGUGGGCACUGAAGGGAGAGAGACUGGGACGAGGGAACAGAAGAGUCUUGCCUUCAGCCAGACAUUGCCUAACCAAAUAACUGUUAGAAAUGCUGUUUGAACCAGUACAACCUAUUUUGUUACUAUUCUGUCAAAUCACUUAAAUAAAUGCCAUUAGAACCAGUACCAUAUAUUUUGUUCCUAUCUACUAUAAGUGAGUCAUUACAGUAUGCUACAACAUCUUAUUUUUAUUAUGAAAUAAAGCAGUCAGAUCAAUGUAUCAGUAACAUUUGAAUACUGAAGGUAAAUUGGUAAAAGCCAACAAAACAUAGCGUAGACCUAUGUAAUGACAUGACAAUUGAUGAAGAGGCAAAGACAAUUAUGUAUUUUUUACAACACAGUAUAGAUCACUUCACAUAAUGUACAAUAUACAGUAUAGACAUUCACACAAUGCACAUCAAUAAAAGGUCAAAUAUACAAUAAAAUAGACAGUACAAAGUAGGUAUGGGGGUGCUGUUAUGUAGUAGUCUACAGUGAAUGGUAUGGGGGAGCUGUUAUGGAGUGGUAGUCUACAGUGAAUGGUAUGGGGGUGUUGUUAUGGAGUGGUAGUCUACAGUGAAUGGUAUGGGGGAGCUGUUAUGGAGUGGUAGUCUACAGUGAAUGGUAUGGGGGUGUGUUAUGGAGUGGUAGUCUACAGUGAAUGGUAUGGGGGUGCUGUUAUGUAGUAGUCUACAGUGAAUGGUAUGGGGGUGUUGUUAUGGAGUGUAGUCUACAGUGAAUGGUAUGGGGGGUUGUUAUGGAGUGGUAGUCUACAGUGAAUGGUAUGGGGGGCUGUUAUGGAGUGGUCUACAGUGAAUGGUAUGGGGGUGUUGUUAUGAGUGUAGUCUACAGUGAAGGUAUGGGGGUGCUGUUAUGGAGGUAGUCUACAGUGAAUGGUAUGGGGGUGUUGUUAUGGAGUGUAGUCUACAGUGAAUGGUAUGGGGGGUGUUAUGAGUGUAGUCUACAGUGAACGGUAUGGGGGUGCUGUUAUGUAGUAGUCUACAGAAGAACGUAUGGGUGCUUGUAAGUAGGAUCCUAAGUGAACGAAUAUGGGGGUGCUGUUAUGUCGUAGUCACAGUGAUGGUUUGGGUGGGGCUAUGUUAGUAUUCUCAGUGAUGGUAUGGGGGGGUGGGGCUUGUUUGUAGUAGUUUACAGAGAUGCUAUGCUUCAGGCAAAGUAUGGGAUGCUAAUAAAGCAUAAUGACAUCUCUUAGGUUUGGGAUGGGGCUAUGUUGGUUUUGGGAUGGGGCUAUGUUGGUUUUGGGAUGGGGCUAUGUUGGUUUGGGAUGGGGCUAUGUUGGAUUUGGGAUGGGGCUAUGUUGGAUUUGGGAUGGGGCUAUGUUGGAUUUGGGAUGGGACUAUGUUGGAUUUGGGAUGGGGCUACAGUGGGGAAAAAAAGGAUUUAGUCAGCCACCAAUUGUGCAAGUUCUCCCACUUAAAAAGAUGAGAUAUACAAUAUACAGUAUAGACAUUCACACAAUGCACAUCAAUAAAAGGUCAAAUAUACAAUAAAAUAGACAGUACAAAGUAGGUAUGGGGGUGCUGUUCUGUAGUAGUCUACAGUGAAUGCUAUGGGGGAGCUGUUAUGGAGUGGUAGUCUACAGUGAAUGGUAUGGGGGAGCUGUUAUGUCCAGUAGUAGUCUACAGUGAACGGUAUGGGGGUGCUGUUAUGUAGUAGUCUACAGUGAAUGGUAUGGGGGAGCUGUUAUGGAGUGGUAGUCUACAGUGAAUGGUAUGGGGGUGUUGUUAUGUCCAGUAGUAGUCUACAGUGAAUGGUAUGGGGGUGUUGUUAUGGAGUAGUCUAUAGUGAAUGGUAUGAAGGUGCUGUUAUGUAGUAGUCUACAGUGAAUGGUAUGAAGGUGCUGUUAUGUAGUAGUCUACAGUGAAUGGUAUGGGGGUGCUGUUAUGUAGUAGUCUACAGUGAACGGUAUGGGGGUGCUGUUAUGUAGUAAUCUACAGUGAAUGGUAUGGGGGUGCUGUUAUGUAGUAGUCUACAGUGAACGGUAUGGGGGUGCUGUUAUGUAGUAGUUUACAGUGAAUGGUAUGGGGGUGCUGUUAUGUAGUGGUCUACAGAGAAUGGUAUGGGGGUGCUGUUAUGUAGUAGUUUACAGUGAACGGUAUGGGGGUGCUGUUAUGUAGUAGUCUACAGUGAAUGGUAUGGGGGUGCUGUUAUGUAGUAGUCUACAGUGAAUGGUAUGGGGGGGUGCUGUAUGUAGUAGUUCUACAGUGAAUGGUAUGGGGGUGCUGUUAUGUAGUAGUCUACAGUGAAUGGUAAUGGGGGUGGUGCUGUUUAUGUAGUCUACAGUGAAAUGGUAUGUGGGUGCUGUUAUGUAGUCUACAGUGAAUGGUAUGGGGGUGCUGUUAUGUCCAGUAGUAGUCUACAGUGAAUGGUAUGGGGGUGCUGUUAUGGAGUGGUAGUCUACAGUGAAUGGUAUGGGGGUGCUGUUAUGUCCAGUAGUAGUCUACAGUGAAUGGUAUGGGGGUGCUGUUAUGGAAUGGUAGUCUACAGUGAAUGGUAUGGGUGUGCUGUUAUGUAGUAGUCUACAGUGAACGGUAUGGGGUUGCUGUUAUGUAGUAGUCUACAGUGAAUGGUAUGGGGGUGCUGUUAUGUAGUAGUCUACAGUGAAUGGUAUGGGGGUGCUGUUAUGUAGUAGUCUACAGUGAAUGGUAUGGGGGUGCUGUUAUUUAGUAGUCUACAGUGAAUGAUAUGGGGGUGCUGUUAUGUAGUAGUCUACAGUGAAUGGUAUGGGGGUGCUGUUAUGUAGUAGUCUACAGUGAAUGGUAUGGGGGGUGCUGUUAUGUGUAGUCUACAGUAAUGGUAUGGGGGUGCUGUUAUUUAGUAGUCUACAGUGAAUGGUAUGGGGGUGCUGUUAUGUAGUAGUCUACAGUGAAUGGUAUGGGGGUGCUGUUAUGUAGUCUACAGUGAAUGGUAUGGGGGUGCUGUUAUGUCCAGUAGUAGUCUACAGUGAAUGGUAUGGGGGUGCUGUUAUGGAGUGGUAAUCUACAGUGAAUGGUAUGGGGGUGCUGUUAUGUAGUAGUAGUCUACAGUGAAUGGUAUGGGGGAGCUGUUAUGGAGUGGUAGUCUACAGUGAACGGUAUGGGGGUGCUGUUAUGUAGUAGUCUACAGUGAAUGGUAUGGGGGUGCUGUUUGUAGCAGUCACAGUGAAUGGUAUGGGGUGCGUUAUUAGUAUCUAGUGAAUGGUAUGGGGGGUUGUUAUGUAGUAGUCUACAGUGAAUGGUAUGGGGGUGUGUUAUGUAGUAGUUACGUGAAGGUAUGGGGGUGCUGUUAGUAGUAGUCUACAGUGAACGGUAUGGGGGUGCUGUUAUGUAGUAGUCUACAGUGAAUGGUAUGGGGGUGCUGUUAUGUAGUAGUCUACAGUGAAUGGUAUGGGGGUGCUGUUAUGUAGUAGUCUACAGUGAAUGGUAUGGGGGUGCUGUUAUGUAGUAGUCUACAGAAGAAUAGCUUCUGCUUCAGCAAAAGCUAAUGGGGAUCCUAAUAAACCAAUAAUGACAUCCUCCUAACUGGGUUUUGGGAUGGGGCUAUGUUGGUUUUGGGAUGGGGCUAUGUUGGUUUUGGGAUGGGGCUAUGUUGGUUUUGGGAUGGGGCUAGUUGGUUUGGGAUGGGGCUAUGUGGUUUUGGGAUGGGGCUAUGUUGGUUUUGGGAUGGGCAUUGGUUGGAUGGGGCUAUGUUGGUUUGGGAGGGGCUAUGUUGUUGGUGGGCUAUGUUGGUUUGGAUGGGCUAUGGGAUUUGGGUGGGGCUAUGUAGGAUUUGGGAUGGGGCUAUGUUGGAUUUGGGAUGGGACUAUGUUGGAUUUGGGAUGGGGCUACAGUGGGGGAAAAAAAGUAUUUAGUCAGCCACCAAUUGUGCAAGUUCUCCCACUUAAAAAGAUGAGAGAGGCCUGUAAUUUUCAUCAUAGGUACACGUCAGCUAUGACAGACAAAAUGAGAUUUUUUUUCCAGAAAAUCACAUUGUAGGAUUUUUAAUGAAUUUAUUUGCAAAUUAUGGUGGAAAAUAAGUAACAAAAGUUUCUCAAUACUUUGUUAUAUACCCUUUGUUGGCAAUGACACAGGUCAAACGUUUUCUGUAAGUCUUCACAAGGUUUUCACACACUGUUGCUGGUAUUUUGGCCCAUUCCUCCAUGCAGAUCUCCUCUAGAGCAGUGAUGUUUUGGGGCUGUCGCUGGGCAACACAGACUUUCAACUCCCUCCAAAGAUUUUCUAUGGGGUUGAGAUCUGGAGACUGGCUAGGCCACUCCAGGACCUUGAAAUGCUUCUUACGAAGCCACUCCUUCGUUGCCCGGGCGGUGUGUUUGGGAUCAUUGUCAUGCUGAAAGACCCAGCCACGUUUCAUCUUCAAUGCCCUUGCUGAUGGAAGGAGGUUUUCACUCAAAAUCUCACGAUACAUGGCCCCAUUCAUUCUUUCCUUUACACGGAUCAGUCGUCCUGGUCCCUUUGCAGAAAAACAGCCCCAAAGCAUGAUGUUUCCACCCCCAUGCUUCACAGUAGGUAUGGUGUUCUUUGGAUGCAACUCGGCAUUCUUUGUCCUCCAAACACGACGAGUUGAGUUUAUACCAAAAAGUUAUAUUUUGGUUUCAUCUGACCAUAUGACAUUCUCCCAAUCCUCUUCUGGAUCAUCCAAAUGCACUCUAGCAAACUUCAGACGGGCCUGGACAUGUACUGGCUUAAGCAGGGGGACAAGUCUUGCACUGCAGGAUUUGAGUCCCUGGCGGCGUAGUGUGUUACUGAUGGUAGGCUUUGUUACUUUGGUCCCAGCUCUCUGCAGGUCAUUCACUAGGUCCCCCCGUGUGGUUCAGGGAUUUUUGCUCACCGUUCUUGUGAUCAUUUUGACCCCAUGGGGUGAGAUCUUGCGUGGAGCCCCAGAUCGAGGGAGAUUAUCAGUGGUCUUGUAUGUCUUCCAUUUCCUAAUAAUUGCUCCCACAGUUGAUUUCUUCAAACCAAGCUGCUUACCUAUUGCAGAUUCAGUCUUCCCAGCCUGGUGCAGGUCUACAAUUUUGUUUCUGGUGUCCUUUGACAGCUCUUUGGUCUUGGCCAUAGUGGAGUUUGGAGUGUGACUGUUUGAGGUUUUGGACAGGUGUCUUUUAUACUGAUAACAAGUUCAAACAGGUGCCAUUAAUACAGGUAACGAGUGGAGGACAGAGGAGCCUCUUAAAGAAGAAGUUACAGGUCUGUGAGAGCCAGAAAUCUUGCUUGUUUGUAGGUGACCAAAUACUUAUUUUCCACCAUAAUUUGCAAAUCAAUUCAUAAAAAAUCCUACAAUGUGAUUUUCUGGAGAAAAAAAAUCUCAAUUUGUCUGUCAUAGUUGACGUGUACCUAUGAUGACAAUUACAGGCCUCUCUCAUCUUUUUAAGUGGGAAAACUUGCACAAUUGGUGGCUGACUAAAUACUUUUUUUCCCCACUGUAUGUUGGAUUUGGGAUGGGGCUAUCCAUGCUUCUCUUCAGGACGCGCUCCAUCAGGUCAUUCCUGAAUCUUUGCGUGCUGGGCUGAUAUAUUGGCCGGGCAAUCCACUGUUUUGAUUUAUUUUGGGUGGACAACAUUGAAUCUUGGAGUGUCUGAAAUGAGGAAAGAGGAGAUGAUAAACCAGUUAAUACAAUGUAAACACAAGGAUGUUGCCAUACAUAUAGGAAGAACAUAUGGGACACUUCUUGGUUUGCUACGUUGCAUUCAGGCUGGAUGCAGUUGAUCAGAUUAGUGUAGUGGAUAUAGUCAGGUCCCACACUACAAAAAGGGCACCAAAGAAACCUUCCACUUUCCCCAAGUCAACCAAAAUAUCCUGGAUGGGCAAUUGGGCUACCUGUCCUUUUGUUAGAAUAGAUGUGUCUGGACAGGCCAAUGAUUGCAUUACCAUCCCAAUAUGACAAAACAAGUGCUAAAGUGUAAACCAGAACAUUGAUGGCAUAUUUUGAGUACUUAACAGCAACGGUUGAGGCUUGUCCUCUAUUCUGGUUCUGAAUGUGAUGUUACUCCAGCAAACAUGGAGUCCGUUCCUUGUGGACUGUCCACAGCAGGCAUGUCUCCUAUCUCAACCAGAGUAAGAAAUAAAGGAAAAGGGAACCGGAAGUGGUGGUAAUCAUUUGAAAUAAACAAAGGAGAACACACUUGAAGAAGGCCGUAAUAGCUGUUCUGUUUUUGUGGCAUGCUGUGAUGAGGUGAUGUCGAAGGAGUCAGGCGCAGGAGGGUAAGUCACAGAAUAACAGGCUUUAUUCCGCAAAUACAGAGCUACACAGAAAUGCGUCAAACACUCCAGUGCGCAAAACAGGCGCACUGGAAAAUACAAGUCACAGGGAAAUAUCCCGGCGAUACAAAAUACAAGGAGCUCCACCGAGCUUAGCUAUCCUCCACAAUAAACAAUCACACACAAAGACAAGGGGGCAGAGGGAACACUUAUGCAGGUACUGAUGAGGGGAUAUGAACCAGGUGUGUGUAACAAACAAGACAAAACAAAUGGAAUGAUGAGAUGAGGAGCGGCAGUGGCUAGAAGGCCGGUGACGACAAAUGCCGAAGCCUGCCCGAACAAGGAGAGGUGGCAGCUUCGGAGGAAGUAGUAACACAUGCAGUCAUCUAUUACAUGGCUAACACUAUGAAGUCAAGUCAAUUUAUUUGUUUCUCAAGAAUGUGGAAAUUGUCUAAUUAGUUUGAAAGUACUUGAAUCAAGUUGAAUAAAGACUAAAAUAAUGGCACCACUCAAUGUUGAAUAAUGAAAAAAGGAGAGCACAUAGUUUUGAGCAUUCUUAGUCGUUUUGUUGUACUCAGCUUUUCUUUGGCUUUGAGAGGAGGACAUCACGAAGGACAUGGACAGCCUAUCCACAAGAGAAUUGACAGGCCUAUCACAUUUUAUCAUGAGAGCAGCUAGCUACUAUUGAAUCAAUCAGAUAAUAUAAGAUCUCAUCAUCACACUUACCCCCAUUCCACUUUGUUCUAGCGUGCGUAGAAUGCCCACUGAUGGGACCGCUUGUAUCCCUCAGGAAAUGUCUCGUCUUAUGGCUUGUCAGUUCCAUUCUCUCAUAAUAGACACAUGGUAAUAAAAAAUCGGAGGAAACUACUAACUUUCUGAGGUCCUUGGUCAGAGUGUUGUUACCUAGCUAGCUAACGUUAUAUUCAUGGCAACUAACAAUCAAAGAGGGUUUAUAAAAAAUUGACAUUUACAAAGCGAAAAACGGUUUUUAGACAUUUUUGCACAUUUAUUAAAAACUAAGAAACAGAAAUACCUUAUUUAAAUAAAUAUUCAGACCCUUUGCUAUGACACUCGAAAUUGAGCUCAGGUGCCACCUUUUUCAAUUGAUCAUCCUUGAGAUGUUUCUACAACUUGAUUGGAGUCCACCUGUGCAUGUCAGAGCAAAAACCAAGCAAUGAGGUUAAAGGAAUUGUCCGUAGAGCUCUGAGAAAGAAUUGUGUCGAGGCAGGGUACCAAAACCUUUCUGCAGCAUUGAAGGUCCCCAAGAACACCGUGGCCUCCAUCAUUCUUAAAUGGAAGAAGUUUGGAACCACCAAUACUCUUCCUAGAGCUGGCUGCUCGGCCAAACUGAGCAAUCGGGGGAGAAGGUCCUUGGUCAGGGAUGUGACCAAGAACCCGAUGGUCACUCUGACAGAUCUCUAGAGUUCCUCUGUGGAGAUGGGAGAACCUUCCAGAUGGAUAACCAUCUCUGCAGCACUCCACCAAUCAGGCCUUUAUGGUAGAGUGGCCAGAUGGAAUCCACUCCUCAGUAAAAGACACAUGACAGCCCGCUUGGAGUUUGCCAAAAGGCACCUACAAGACUCUCAGACCAUGAGAAACAAGAUUCUCUGGUCUGAUGAAACCAAGAUUGAACUCUUUGGCCUGAAUGCCAAGCAUCACGUCUGGAGGAAACCUGGCACCAUCCCUACGUUGAAGCAUGGUGGUGGCAGCAUCAUGCUGUGGGGACGUUCUUCAGCCGCAGGGACUGGGAGACUAGUCAGGAUCGAGGCAAAGAUGAACGGAGCAAAGUACAGAGAGAUCCUUGAUGAAAACCUGCUCCAGAGCGCUCAGGACCUCCGACUGGGGUGAAGGUUCACCUUCCAACAGGACAACGACUCUAAGCACACAGCCAAGACAACGCAGGAGUGGCUUCGGGACAAGUCUUUGAAUGUCCUUGAGUGGCGCAGCCAGAGCCCGGACUUGAACCCGAUCCAACAUCUCUGGAGAGACCUGAAAAUAGCUGUGCAGUAACGCUCCCCAUCCAAUCUGACAGAGCGUGAGAGGAUCUGCAAAGAGGAAUGGGAGAAACUCCACAAAUUCAGGUGUGCCAAUCUUGUAGCGUCAUACCCAAGAAGACUCAAGGCUGUAAUCGCUGCCAAAGGUGCUUCAACAGUAUAGGGUCUGAAUACUUAUGUAAAUGGUUUAUUUCAGUUUUUUAUUUUUAAUACAUUUACAAACGUUUCUACGGUGAAAAUGUUUUUGUUGUUUUGGCUCUGUACACCAGCACUUUGGAUUUGAAAUUAUACAAUGACUAUAAGGUUGCAGACUGUCAGCUUUAAUUUGAGUGUAUUUUCAUCCAUAUCGGGUGAACCGUAAAAAAAUUACAGCACUUUUUGUACAUAGUCCCCCCAUUUUAGCGGACCAAAAGUAUUGGGACAAAUUCACUUGUGUAUUAAUGUAGUCAAAAGUUUAGUAUUUGGUCCCAUAUUCCUAGAAACAUGUUGGAUCCAUUUGCUGUUUGUUUUGGUUGUGGUCCUCUGUAGCUCAGCUGGUAGAGCACGGCGCUUGUAACGCCAAGGUAGUGGGUUCGAUCCCCGGGACCACCCAUACACAAAAAUGUAUGCACGCAUGACUGUAAGUCGCUUUGUUCAGAUAAUUUUGUUGCCAAUAGAAAUGAAUGGUAAAUAAUGUAUUGUGUCAUUUUGGAGUCACUUUUAUUGUAAAUAAGAAUAUAAUAUGUUUCUUAACACUUCUACAUUAAUGUGGAUGCUACCAUGAUCACGGAUAGUCCUGAAUGAAUUGUGAAUAAUGAUGACUGAGAAAGUUGCAGAUGCACAAAUAUCAUACCCCCAAGACAUGCCAACCUCUCACCAUUACAAUAACAGGGGAGGUUAGCAUUUUUUUUAUGCCUCUAACUUUCUCGCUCAUCUUCUAGCAGUGUCAACAAUCUUCACAGUCACGGCUGCAAGGUAAAAAUAUUGCUCUGGACAAGCAUUGGCAGUAUGUCCUCUUUUUCUUUUGUGAGGUUUAUCUUCUCACACUUUUCUUACUUGAUAUCUAGCUAGCAAACACGUUCAAACUGCCGCUGUCUCAGCUGGCCUGCUGUGUUGACACUCGCGCACAGCCUAUGCUUGCGCCCACCAUCACAGCGGAUGAAUGAAAUGCAUAGUUCAGAGAAAAUAGUUUCAAAAAUAACUAUAAUAAAACAUAAUUUCAUAUAUACUUGUAAUGAAUACUUAGAGUACAAAGUGCUAACCACCCAGCUUUUGAAUAGUUAGGUCUAUUUCCCUGCUUUUGAGAGGAGCUGGCUAGUAGAUACUCAUAGACUUCCAACAAUUGCGCUAAGCUAACGAUAUGCUACCUUCAACUUCCUUCAAACUGCACACAGAGACGUACAAAUGGUAUCCAUGACAUGAGUUUGUCUGACUCUGGGUAAGUAGGACAUUACCAAAAAUACCAAAGUAUCCCUUUAACCAUUAGUGGGGAAAAUGUCAAACUGACCCCAGGGGCAACUUCACCUGACUGUUGUGCUGUUAUCUAGGCCUGUUUAGAAUGAUAGAGAUUGAUUCUUUAUUCUUAUUUUUCUUACCAAAUAGGUCCAAUCUGGACCCAUGGAAUCAAUACUCAGAUGCCCAGAUCUGGGAUGCACUUGAGAGGACCCAUAUAAAGGAGAUGGUAAGUAGGGAUAGAUGGGGUAAAUGUUAACAUAAGUAGAGUAGGCAAUACGUCAGUUUGACCCCAAAUAUAUUUAUAAAUGUCUGUAUGCAAAUGUCAAGUAGUCCUUAUGUUGCCAUCAUAUUACAGUGGAGAGAACAAGUAUUUGAUACACUGCCGAUUUUGUAGGUUUUCCUACUUACAAAGCAUGUAGAGGUCUGUAAUUUUUAUCAUAGGUACACUUCAACUGUGAGAGAUGGAAUCUAUAACAAAAAUCCAUAAAAUCACAUUGUAUGAUUUUUAAGUAAUUAAUUUGCAUUUUAUUGCAUGACAUAAGUAUUUGAUACAUCAGAAAAGCAGAACUUAAUAUUUGGUACAGAGAUCAUACGUUUCCUGUAGGUCUUGACCAGGUUUGCACACACUGCAGCAGGGAUUUUGGCCCACUCCUCCAUACAGACCUUCUCCAGAUCCUUCAGGUUUCGGUGCUGUCGCUGGGCAAUACGGACUUUCAGCUCCCUCCAAAUAUUUUCUAUUGGGUUCAGGUCUGGAGACUGGCUAGGCCACUCCAGGACCUUGAGAUGCUUCUUAUGGAGCCACUCCUUAGUUGCCCUGGUUGUGUGUUUCGGGUCGUUGUCAUGCUGGAAGACCCAGCCACGACCCAUCUUCAAUGCUCUUACUGAGGGAAGGAGGUUGUUGGCCAAGAUCUCGCGUUACAUGGCCCCAUCCAUCCUCCCCUCAAUACGGUGCAGUCGUCCUGUCCCCUUUGCAGAAAAGCAUCCCCAAAGAAUGAUGUUUCCACCUCCAUGCUUCACGGUUGGGAUGGUGUUCUUGGGGUUGUACUCAUCCUUCUUCUUCCUCCAAACACGGCGAGUGGAGUUUAGACCAAAAAGCUAUAUUUUUGUCUCAUCAGACCACAUGAGCUUCUCCCAUUCCUCCUCUGGAUCAUCCAGAUGGUCAUUGGCAAACUUCAGACGGGCUUGGACAUGCGCUGGCUUGAGCAGGGGGACCUUGCGUGUGCUGCAGGAUUUUAAUCCAUGACGGCGUAGUGUGUUACUAAUGGUUUUCUUUGAGACUGUGGUCCCAGCUCUCUUCAGGUCAUUGACCAGGUCCUGCUGUGUAGUUCUGGGCUGAUCCCUCACCUUCCUCAUGAUCAUUGAUGUCCCACGAGGUGAGAUCUUGCAUGGAGCCCCAGACCGAGGGUGAUUGACCAUCAUCUUGAACUUCUUACAUUUUCUAAUAAUUGCGCCAACAGUUGUUGCCUUCUCACCAAGCUGCUUGCCUAUUGUCCUGUAGCCCAUCCCAGCCUUGUGCAGGUCUACAAUUUUAUCCCUGAUGUCCUUACACAGCUCUCUGGUCUUGGCCAUUGUGGAGAGGUUGGAGUCUGUUUGAUUGAGUGUGUGGACAGGUGUCUUUUAUACAGGUAACGAGUUCAAACAGGUGCAGUUAAUACAGGUAAUGAGUGGAGAACAGGAGGGCUUCUUAAAGAAAAACUAACAGGUCUGUGAGAGCCGGAAUUCUUACUGGUUGGUAGGUGAUCAAAUACUUAUGUCAUGCAAUAAAAUGCUAAUUAAUUACUUAAAAAUCAUACAAUGUGAUUUUCUGGAUUUUUGUUUUAGAUUCCGUCUCUCACAGUUGAAGUGUACCUAUGAUAAAAAUUACAGACCUCUACAUGCUUUGUAAGUAGGAAAACCUGCAAAAUCGGCAGUGUAUCAAAUACUUGUUCUCCCCACUGUAUGUAUCCAUUGCCUUUUACACCUUCUGAUAGUGUUACUAACGUUGAGAGGUAUUGAUAACAAAUCCUAGACCUGUUUAAGAUUAAAGAUCCCCUCUAGAGAUUUUUGAACAGUUGAAAACGAUAUAUGUGGCUUGUGUUUUGACUCCAUUUUGUCUCUAAUCAUGUUCAGAUCAGCCAACUGCCCCACUCUCUCCAGUCUGAGGUGACAGAGAAUGGAGAGAACUUCUCAGUGGGAGAGAGACAACUACUGUGUGUAGCAAGAGCACUGCUGAGACACAGCAAGGUAAACACACACAGACACAUCCACACACGCACGUGCGCACACACACACACACACACUCUAGCGUCACAUAUCUUUCUCUCCACACCACACACACAGGACAAUAGACAAGGCCAGUUAGAUUGAUUUUCUCUAUUCUGUUACUAUAGUGGAAAGCUUUUGUGCCUCACAUCCUAAUUUUGAGGUAGUCACAUAAGACGGGCAGAAGGCAGCAGCUUCUCCAAGGUGUAACAUUGCCACCACAUGGCUUGUGUUGUUAUGUCACUCUGAUUCUAUAGAAUGCAGUUGGAAAUUCAAUCAACUGAAGAUGAUAAAAUAAGUUUAGGGACUAGUCCUACAUUAUAGUUACAGUGGGGGGAAAAAGUAUUUAGUCAGCCACCAAUUGUGCAAGUUCUCCCACUUAAAAAGAUGAGAGAGGCCUGUAAUUUUCAUCAUAGGUACACGUCAACUAUGACAGACAAAAUGAGGGAAAAAAAUCCAGAAAAUCACAUUGUAGGAUUUUUAUCACGCAUGACUGUAAGUCGCUUUCGAUAAAAGCGUCUGCUAAAUGGCAUAUUAUUAUUAUUAUUAUUAAUUUAUUUGCAAAUUAUGGUGGAAAAUAAGUAUUUGGUCACCUACAAACAAGCAAGAUUUCUGGCUCUCACAGACCUGUAACUUCUUCUUUAAGAGGCUCCUCUGUCCUCCACUCGUUACCUGUAUUAAUGGUACCUGUUCGAACUUGUUAUCAGUAUAAAAGACACCUGUCCACAACCUCAAACAGUCACACUCCAAACUCCACUAUGGCCAAGACCAAAGAGCUGUCAAAGGACACCAGAAACAAAAUUGUAGACCUGCACCAGGCUGGGAAGACUGAAUCUGCAAUAGGUAAGCAGCUUGGUUUGAAGAAAUCAACUGUGGGAGCAAUUAUUAGGAAAUGGAAGACAUACAAGACCACUGAUAAUCUCCCUCGAUCUGGGGCUCCACGCAAGAUCUCACCCCGUGGGGUCAAAAUGAUCACAAGAACGGUGAGCAAAAAUCCCAGAACCACACGGGGGGACCUAGUGAAUGACCUGCAGAGAGCUGGGACCAAAGUAACAAAGCCUACCAUCAGUAACACACUACGCCGCCAGGGACUCAAAUCCUGCAGUGCCAGACGUGUCCCCCUGCUUAAGCCAGUACAUGUCCAGGCCCGUCUGAAGUUUGCUAGAGUGCAUUUGGAUGAUCCAGAAGAGGAUUGGGAGAAUGUCAUAUGGUCAGAUGAAACCAAAAUAGAACUUUUUGGUAAAAACUCAACUCGUCGUGUUUGGAGGACAAAGAAUGCUGAGUUGCAUCCAAAGAACACCAUACCUACUGUGAAGCAUGGGGGUGGAAACAUCAUGCUUUGGGGCUGUUUUUCUGCAAAGGGACCAGGACGACUGAUCCGUGUAAAGGAAAGAAUGAAUGGGGCCAUGUAUCGUGAGAUUUUGAGUGAAAACCUCCUUCCAUCAGCAAGGGCAUUGAAGAUGAAACGUGGCUGGGUCUUGUACCUAUGAUGAAAAUUACAGGCCUCUCUCAUCUUUUUAAGUGGGAGAACUUGCACAAUUGGUGGCUGACUAAAUACUUUUUUUCCCCACUGUAUAAUAGUCCUAAAGAUUGUAAUAUACACAUCCAUAUUCAAAGACCCAAUAUAAUUUGUCCAGUAUUUUCUAUAUUGUUACCUUUGUGAUUGAACCUCUGCAAAGUGUGCUUAAAUGUGACAUACGUUUGGUUGCCAGAUCUUGCUGUUGGAUGAGGCGACUGCAGCCAUCGACACAGAGACAGACCGGCUGAUUCAGGAGACCAUCCGCGAGUCAUUCAGCAGCUGCACCACGCUGAUCAUCGCCCAUCGCCUCAACACUGUGAUGAGCUGUAACAGGGUCAUGGUGUUGGACCAGGGACAGGUGGGUCUUCUGCACCAUAGAAAUAUAGAAUGUGUCUCAAAUGGCACCCUAUUCCCUAUGUAGUGCACUACUUUUGACCAGGGCCUAUAGGGAAUAGGGUGCCAUUUGGGACACAGCCAUAUCAUUCUAUUUCUUCUAUGUUCUGCACCUCUUAGCUCUGUGUUUAUUUGAGAGGGACUUGUAACCAUUGUAUCUAUUGAAUCAUACCAGUGGCUAAUGAAACACAUUUGAAGUCAUAGAGUAUUACCUUAUUCUAAUUCUGGGUUUAUAGUAUAGUGUAAAAUAUAUACAGUGCCUUCAGAAAGUUUUCACACCCCUUGACUUUUUCUACAUUUUGUUGUGUUACAGCCUGAAUUUAAAAUGGAUUCAAUUGAGAUCUUUUGUUACUGGCCUACACACAAUAACCCAUAAUGUCAAGAUGGAAUUAAUUAAAAAUGAAAAGCUGAAAUGUCUUGAGUCAAUAAGUAUUCAACCCCUUUGUUAUGGCCAGCCUAAAUAAGUGCUUAACAAGUCACAUAAUAAGUUGCAUGGACUCACUCUGUGUGGAAUAAUAGUGGUUAACAGGAUUUUUGAACGGCUACGUCAUCUCUGCACCCCACACAUACAAUUAUCUGUGAGGUCCCUCAGUCGAGCAGUGAAUUUGAAAGACAGAUUCAACCACAAAGACCAGGGACGAUUACCAAUACUUCGCAAAGAAGGGCACCUAUUGGUAGAUGGGUAAAAAAAUUAAAAGCAGACAUUGAAUAUCUCUUUGAGCAUGGUGAAGUUAUUAAUUACACUUUGGAUGGUGUAUCAAUACACCCAGUCACUACAAAGAUACAGGCGUCCUUCUUAACUCAGCUGCCGGAGAGGAAGGAAACCACUCAGGGAUUUCACCAUGAGGCCAAUGGUGACUUUAAAACAGUUACAGAGUUUAAUGGCUGUGAUAUGAGAGAACUGGAUGGAUCAACAACAUUGUAAUUACUCCACAAUACUAACCUAAAUGACAGAGUGAAAAGGAGGAAGCCUGUACAGAAUAAAAAAUAUUCCAAAACAUGCAUCCUGUUUGCAACAAGGCACUAAUGUAAUACUGCAAAACAUGUGGCAAAGCAAUUCACUUUUUGUCCUGAAUAGAAAGUGUUAUGUUUGGGGCAAAUCCAAUAUAACACAUUACUAAGAACUAUAGUUCUCCACACUUCAAUUAUAGUGGUGGCUGCAUCAUGUUAUGGGUAUGUGUGUAAUCGUUAAAGCCUGGGGAGUUUUUCAGAAUAAAAAAGAAACGGAAUGGCGCUAAGCACAGGCAAAAUCCUAGAGGAAAAUCUGGUUCAGUCUGCUUUCCACCAGACACUGGGAGAUGAAUUCACCUUUCAGCAGGACAAUAACCUAAAACACAAGGCCAAAUCUACACUGGAGUUGCUUGCCAAGAGGACAGUGAAUGUUCCUGAGUGGGCCGAGUUACAGUUUUGACUUAAAUUAUGGCAAGACUUGAAAAUGGUUGUCUAGGACUGAGCAACAAACAAUUGGGCAAAUGUUGCACAAUCCAGGUGUGGAAAGCUCUUACAAACUUACCCAGAAAGACUCACAGCUGUAAUCACUUCCAAAGGUGCUUCUACAAAGUGUUGACUCAGGGUUGUGUGAAUAUCAGUGUCCAAAUCUGCCAUUUUCAACCCGUAUAUGGGUACGAGUGUAAAGGGUUAACAGCAUAUACUAAACAAAAUAUCUGAUUUACUACUGUACACCUAAGGAAACAUUUCUCUAGUGGGUCAAAAUACUUGUUGGUCAGAACUUAUUUAUUUUCAUUUAUUUUCUUCAUUCCAGAUUUUGGAGUUCGACACCCCUGCUGCCCUGCUGGCAGAUGACAACUCCAGAUUCCGGGCCAUGAUCGAGGCAUCAGACGGCAAGCUCAGUGACACAGAGCAAUGA
Molecule: messenger RNA, 54843 nt
Organism: Coregonus sp. 'balchen'
Lineage: Eukaryota; Metazoa; Chordata; Actinopteri; Salmoniformes; Salmonidae
Source: the annotation of a GenBank genome assembly